This is a messenger RNA of Apis mellifera (honey bee), 76350 nucleotides long. RefSeq names its product titin. Bases 139 to 75753 code for a protein of 25204 amino acids. The transcript is spliced from 134 exons. Gene Ontology annotation, molecular function: protein binding. The record is from RefSeq and is a predicted model, not a curated record. NCBI's taxonomy places the organism in Eukaryota, Metazoa, Arthropoda, Insecta, Hymenoptera, Apidae.
UUUAGUUUUCGUGAAUUAAAAAAAUAUCCUUGAUGUCACUUUUAUUUUAAUAUUUUUGGAGCCUCUUGUGGAAUUAUUUCCUCGAAAUGUAAAUUUAAUGUAAAUCGAAAACUGAACGAUGAAGUAAGAGAUUCAGCCAUGCCCACGAAGAAUCUGGAGGUGGUGGAUAUUUUAGAAGCCCUCGAAUCGAAGCUCGCGUACAUUCCAGGAGGACGUGAUCGGGAAGGAAGACCUUUGAUGGUGGUCAAUGUUCCCUCAGAACUUCAACCGACCACGAAGCCAAGGUUGGAAGUAUUGAUCGCCUAUUUUUUGUCCAUUUUUAGCGAGGAGACGAAGAAGAAUGGAUUGGUUUUGAUAGUGGACGCGAGAAAGGGCGCGUGGAGGGUGGCGAGGUCUUGCAUCAGGUUGUCUACUGUACUUCUGGGAGCUUCUGCCGCAUCCGUCAUCGUGGUGCGCCCUGAUGGCUUCUGGGACAAAAGGGUGGACAGUUGCACGAAAUCGCACAAGGAAGGAGAGCCGACGUACCUCACCCUGACGAGGCUCCAGCUCCACGUCGACUUUGCACAGCUGCCGUACGAGCUGGGUGGCAACAAACUUUACGAUCACGUGGAUUGGAUCCAGAAGCGCGUGAAAGUGGAGGAUUACACCAAGGAUGCAUCCGAUCUCAUCACUAAAAUGGCAGAUCUGCACCGAAGAUUGAUCAGUUUGGAUGGAUUUCGAAUGUCAGAGUCGGACGACGAUUUGGAAUCUUAUUGGGGGAUGAGCAACGAAUUAACAGCUCAUGCACGACACAUUCUUCAAUCAGGAAGAAAUUUAGUCGGUUCGAUGGCCAGAGAAUCUUCGAAAGAUACAUUGGACAGUACGAAAAGAAUUCACGAGCUUAUCGACUCCAUCGAGCUGAAGAAGUUGGACAUCGAAAAUUCUUGGUCAGAAAUGGAGAAGAAUUUGGAUACGGCGAGGGUGAUCGGUGAUCUCGAGAAAGGUGUGUCACGUGUUACAGAUUGGAUAUUGGGACCAGCUGACGCCAUGUUGAACUCUUGUUGCCAGGUUGGAUUUGACGUCUCUUCCUCGGAAGAGCUUCGCAGACGUCACGAGGAACUCGAAUUAGAAUGCAGGGAAACUUAUGGACGAUACGCGGAACUGCUUCACAAGAUCGACAGUUUACCAAGCACGCGUUUAUCCGAGGAUUUGAAAUCUCAGAGGGAUUUCAUGGAUUUCGUGUGCAGAAGUUUUGCAAACAGGCUCGAGAGACGGCGAAACGUGUUAAUCACUUCGCAAAGAUUUUUCAGACUAGUUUCCGAGUACUUUGACAAAACGAGCGAGGUCUUCGAUAAAUUAGUGAUGGGCAACAGAACUCACGAUUUUUCACAAGCUGGAGUCAAUCUUUUGAAGUUGCAACAAAGCCAAGGAAUCUUGGAAUCUUUGGAACGCGAGUUGGUAAAGGAAGGUGAAAAAUUAUCGGACAUUUUGUCGAUGCCAGUGAAGGACGCGCUUGGACGCGAUGUGCAUGUUGACUAUGGCGAAGAUAUAGUCAAUGUCAGAGAUAUUUUGGAUGCGACGAACGCCAGGAAGAAUAUUUUCAAUGACAGCGUCGAGCUGCAGAAACUCUCCCUAAAGCAGACAGCAUUGAUAUACAUUUACGAAAACGAUGGCGAACAGGCUGUAAAAUGGUUGAACGAUUUGUACAAUGUUUUGUUGAAAAAUCAUAUGGAGAUUGGUUGCAACGCGAUCGAGAUACAAUCUCAGAAAGAGGAACAUCAAUCCUUUCAAGAAACCGCUAAGGGAACGUACGACUAUGGUUGUCAAUUGGUGAAUGGUGCACGAGUGUUGAGGUUGUCGUGCAGACUGCCGUUGGAAAGUAACGCGAGUCUGUUCUCAAGGUUGAGACAAGCUUGGAAACGGCUUCGAUCCGUUGGCCAGGAACAAUUAACGAGACUGAGAGUGUGCGCCGUCUUCCACAGAAGCGUCGAAGAUGUACGCACGCAUUGUUCCAAGCUGCACGACUUGAUAGAGACCGUGGUAUCUCUGCGUCGCUCGUUGAGGCUCGAGGAUCUAGCAGCGGAGGCGCGAGCCAAGGCCGAAAUAAGGAACAUCCUGGGCAAUCGCGAAAAGCUCCUCCUCGAAGUCGGUCGAAUGGUGAGGCUUGGCCGCCUGUUGAGGACACGCCUGAAGGAGCCACUGUGUCAUCAACGAAUGUCGGAAGCCGAGGAUGCCUCCUCGGGCAAAGGCAGUAACCUGACAGCGGUGGAGGCGAUCUCGGCGAGGUUGGCGGAAGUAACUCGUCUCGCCGAGAAGUUGGACGCGAAACUUUGCGAGGCUGGCGCCAGGACUCGUCCAGUCCCGAUGUCCUCGUCCGCCGUCUCCUCCACCCCCUCCCCCCUCUCGUCCUCGAGCGCGCCCCCCACUUCCGCCUCGGGUCAAAUCCACACGAUUUCCGCUGUCACAACUUCGUCGAUCGGGAUCACAGCACCGUUGAUCAGCUCCUCGACGGUGCAGCUUCAGCCCAAAUGCGUGUCCACGAUACUCUCCUCGGCGACGAGCAACGAGAACGUUGGCACGACGACCAAAGAUUCGGCGCAGAGUGUGAAUGGCACGGGAGUUGGUGAUGAAAAGGUGGAGAGCAAGGUGGAGGAUGAGGGGGAGGCUGGAACAGGGGAAGAGAAUAGACAGGAUGAUUUGAGCGGGAUGAAUGAUGAGAAGUUGAAGGGAGAAGUUGUGGAGGACGUGAUCGAAAAGUCAUUCGACGAUAAUCUAGCCGAAGAUUCGAACAUGGACGAAUACGUAACUGCGACUGAAUGUUCAAUCACUCCGACAGUUCGUUCGAGGAGCGAAUCUUUCGUUACGUCUCCAGAAUGGGAAGAUCUCGCUGCUCCAACAUCCGUGACACAUACUUGUUGCGAUACUGGGUGGAACAUCGAAGAAACUAAGCUUAAACGGACGGAAAGUUUGGAAACGGAGAAAAUCGACGCUUCGAUGGAUAUUCCAAAACCGGAAGUCGAGGGGACGGAGAACGAGGGAAAACAGAGUGAGAAGCUCGUGUCGAUGGAAAAAAGAGUCGAAGAGAAAUCCGGGAAGAUAGUGAAAGAAGUUACGGAAACGACGACUUUACGAGUGUCUCACGAUACUCGUUUAGAUAUUGCGUCUUACAAGGUGAUAUCCAACACCACGCAAGAUCAUCGAGAAAACGUAGAUGUUAAGGAAAUCAAGGAUCUCGAACGCAUCGUGUUGCCGGAUGUCCACGAGAAAACGAAUGGAUCGCACUACGAGAUGGAUUCCGUUAGCAAAUCGGAGUCGUACAGUCGCAGAGACGAAUUGUCCACGAAAACGGACGACAUCGAGCGCGUGGUAAAAUUCGCGAAGAUCUGCGAAAUAAAUCAAGAAUCGCGCACGAUCUCUGUCGAUACAUCGGCGAAGGAUAUCGCUCUGUCCUUGAAGGAAUACAGGCGACGUCACGAGGACAGUGGGAUCGAGAUGUCGCCGACGAAGAAAGACGAAAACCUCGAGGGCCAAGAUUUCCUCGAAGCGGCGAGGAAGAGAAGAGUUGCGAGAAUGGUAGACGGGCACGACUCGAUGGAAACGGCGGAGAAUAGCGAGGGUCCUCGUGAGAAGGAAUCACGAACAAUGGUGGAGAGCAACGAGGAUGGAACCCAACAAACCACCAGCCCGACCACCACCAUAAGCACCAUAGCAGUGCAGAGCGGUGAAACGCGUCUGGUGAUCGCUCUACUUCAAAGCGGAGAAUGGCUGAGAUUGAAGGUCCUGGAGGUUCAACCAGAACUAACGAAGCUCGGUGCCACGGUGGAGGAAGCCACCGAGCUCUCGAAUGCGCACGACGAAGUUCUGCUUCGAUUGCAGAGCAAACAGAGCCCGGUGGAGGAAUUGCUCCGGCAGGCUGAUCAGUUGAUCUCGAACCAAAGGCCAAGAGCGGAAGUGUACGCCGCGAUGGCGGAAACGUUGGGCCAAGCUUGGCGCGAUGUGAACGAGCUUUUGGAACGUCGAAAACAAAUCCUCGACUCGAACGUAUUGUUCCAAUGUCGAGCGGAGGAGUGUCGAGAGAGCAUGAGGGCAUUGGAGAUGGCUUGUAACGACACGCUGUUGCCGAUCGAGAUCGAGGCGGUGAAGAAUUUCUUGUCGAAAAUCCACGAUCUUCGAAAGAACAUGCUCGAGGCGUUGAUGGGCGCGUUGCAAGAGGGGAAGAAUUUAUUGGACCGGCUGAAGGAGAUUGCGAACGAAGGCACAUUGGACUCCAGGCCCGAGAGAAUUAAGCUCGAAGCUGAUCACGCCGUGUUGAAGGUUGAGAAAUGGUUGGAAGAGCUCCACGAUAGGAGACGGUUGAUCGAGGCGUCGUUCCGCAGUAGAAAGACACAAUUGGAGCAAUGUCUGGCUUUAGCUCUGCUAGCGACCGAUCUACGCGAUCUCGAGGAGAUCUUGAACGAUAGGAUCGCUGCUCUGUCGAGCAGCUGCGAUCAACUGGGAGAUUCCGCGUCGAGCGCGGAAUUGCUCCUGUUCGAAUUGAAAAAAUUACAGGCUGAGGCUAAGGAAUUUCAAGACAGAUCGAUCAAAAUAACGAAAUCGACCGAACGAUUAGUGUCAUCGGGACACUUUGCCGGUGAACAGGCGACAGAACAAGCUUAUGCGAUCCUUGGCGCCGCGGCUGAUUAUGUCAAUGAUUUAGAUCAGUAUGAGUCGUUGUUGAAUAGAGCGGUGGCCUUCUUUGAUUCGGCAAGAUCGGCAAUCACGAAGCUAGAUCAAUUGGAGAUUCAACUGGUGACCACAGAGCAUCCCCCGUAUUCGACGAGAUUAGCUCGUUUCCAUGCCCAGACCGUCGCCACCAUCGAAGACGUUACAGCGAAACCUUUGGCGGAAGGAUACGCCCUCUUGGACAUCACGGGAAGAGGAGCGCCUGGGGCUGAGGGUGUGAAACGGGCGGUGGAGGAGUUGGAGAACCGGAAGAUCCGGUUGAUGGAACGGUGCACGGCCCACGAGAAGGAGAAUCUCGAGAUAUCGAGGAUCAUAAACACGUUCCUGGACAAGCACGACGAGCUGAGAAAGUGGUUAAUGAGCAUACCCGAAGCGUUUCUUCAGGGCCACCAAGACAUGGGCAGCGACGUCACAAUGGCUGAGGAUUUCUGCAGGCUUCACCGCCAACUGUUGACCGAUCUCGAGCAGAGAACCGUCGAGGUCGAGCAUCUCGAGUUCGAAAUUCUUCCGAUCAGGGAACGGCUCGACGAGUCGCAGAAGUUGGAAUUGCAAUCGAAGGUAGAGGAGUUGAAGAACUCUUGGUCGAAGACCAAGGAUUUGGUGGCGGGAAGAAUCGAUUUGGGAUCCCUUUACCUUCAAUUCCACGUGGUCGUCGAGGAGUUGACGAAGGAGAUCGAGUCCAUCGAAGCCGAGUUGAAGAGGCACGUUGACGUUUUGGACGAGGGAAGGAUCGAAUCGAUUGGAAGACGUUGGAAGGAUCUUCAACCACUUUACGUGAGAUUAACUGGUACAGGAAAGGCGUUCUUGGAUGCUGCUGUCAAGAUCGACGACCCCUAUUUGGAUGUGCAGAGGGCCUGCAUAUGCGUUCAGAUGCUUUUAGAAAAGUUUGCCAAUAAACAGUUGACCGUGACGGAAUCGUGGGAGAAAUGGCGAACCACGAUAGAGAUUUUGAGGGAGAAACGGAUCGAGCAUGAACGAAAAAUAGAAGAAAGCACGAGGACGAUGGAAUGGGUGUCUAAAUUCAGCGAGCAAUUGUAUCCAGUGAUCACGUCUGUUUCUCAUCAAACGGCGAACAUUCUUCAAGAUCUUGCUGGAUCCAAAGAUCGUAUCCUCCCCGAGUUGAACAAAGCAGUGGACGAGUUGGAUUCGAGGAUCAAAGGGUUGAAUGCUUUGGCACAAAAAGGCGAAGUGCAAAUUGAGGAUGAAAUCUUGAAGAGACUUCGUCAGAUGCACGAGAAUCUUCGUACGACCGCGAGGGAUUAUGAAAAUCUUCUCGAAUCGUUGAUCUCUAUCUUCAAGAAUAUUGAAGAGGUCGAGCACAAAAUCGAGCAGCUGAAGAGUCAAGCAUCGCGUGUAACGUCCCUGAGAAAAUUAUCCGAAGUGGAAGCUCUGUUCAACGAGCUCGACGCGAUGAGAUGGUCAAUCUCCGAGAGGCAGAGUCAGAUCGGAUCGAAGGUGCGAGAAACGAUGGUUAAAAUCGAGCGGCAGGAACCACGAGAGGCUGGUGUCCACGACAUCGAGAAAUUGAGACGCGCCUUGGACUCGUUGUCCACCGAUUUCGAAGUGUUUUGGUCACAGACGACUACCAAAAUCGAAGAGUAUCGGCGAACUUACACCUUUGCCGAGGAUCUGGAGAGGAUCGACAAUGAGCUGCUGGAUUUGAACGAACAUUUGAAAAAGGUGGAUACGAAGAUCGGUGAGAAUCUUCAGACGGCAAGGGCCGCCGCUUCUUCGUUCGUGCAGUUCGAGAAAACUGUCACGAUUUUGGAAGAGAGGAUCGAGACUUUUGUGAGAACGACAGAAGAGUCGAUCAAUGUUCUGACGCCUCAAAUCAUCAAGGAUAUUUCCUCGUUGAGAGAAAGAUGGAGAAAUUUGAAGAGGAAGAUCGAAGAAACGAGGAAACGAACGAAUUUGGCCAUAGAGUAUUUCAUGCUCUUGGAGGAAGCCAAGGAAUGGAAUAGGGAGGGUAGUAAAUUGUUGGUGGUGAUAGCUAGGAAGGCGACCACGGUAAAAACCCCUAAAGACGCGAUGGUGUUGCUUCAAGAAAUUGAGAAUUAUCUAAAACCAGGUGAAGAGAUGCAGGAAAAGAGAAUCGAAAAAUUAAAAGAAUUGUCUACGAUUGUUUUUGACACGGAUAGAUUACCACAAUUCAACGAAGUCGUCGUCGAGAAUCGGCAGAUGUUGGAUUCCUUUGCCGUCAUUUCAUCCGAGCUUCGAACGCUGGCCCAAAAUUUGAAAAAUGCCGAAGAUUUACAAGAGAAAUUGAGAAUAGAAAAACGGGAAGCGGAUGAGAAAUUACAAGCCGCAAAAAUGGAAAUGGCUGCCGCGGAGGCAGCGAGGGAAGAAGCGGAGAAUGCGAAGAAAAUUGCCGAGAAAUUAGCAGCUGAAACAUUGGAAAAAGCAACGAUAGAAGCGAAAAGGUUGAAGGAAGAGAGGAAGAUUCAAAAAGUUUCUGCUCCUCCGUCGUUUUCGGUUUCGGCACAAACGGAGAAGAUCGAAACCGACGAAAGUUACGUCAAAGAAAUGGUCACUUCAGCCACCAUCAAAAAAGAAAUACACAUCUUACAGAAGACGGAAAUUGAGAAAAGAGUACCGUCUCGCGAACCGAGCCCACAAAAGAAAAUCAUCACCGAAGAAACUCGCGAAAAAUCAGUUGAAAGAAUGCACAAGGAAAGUGUUCCACCAUUGGCACCAGAGUUUACGAUUCCUUUACACGACGCCACUGUACAGGAAGGAGAGAAAUUCACCUUCCAGUGCAAUCUCAUUGGUCAACCAACACCGGAAGUAAUAUGGUACAAGGAUGGAAUCUCGAUUUUGAAUAAUCCUGAUUACUUGACCACUUACAUUCACGGAAUUUGCACAUUGACGAUCGAAGAAACUUUUGCCGAAGAUUCUGCGAAAUAUACUUGCAAAGCUUUCAAUAUAGCUGGAUCAGCGGAAACUUCCGCCACAUUGACUGUCAAAGAAACUGCACCUGAAGAGCAACCGAGUUCUCCAGUUUUCGUGAAAGAGUUGAUGGCCUCAGUGGCUUUAGAAAAUUCUUCUCAUCAAUUGAACUGCACCGUCAAAGGUAAUCCACUGCCAACCGUCCAAUGGUUCAAGAACGACGUGAACAUCGAUAAUUCUCCCGAUUACGUUAUCACUUAUAAUAAUGGCGAGGCUGUAUUAAAAUUCGAGGAAGUUUUCUUAGAAGACAAAGCUACAUACACUUGCAAGGCCACGAAUAAAUUGGGCCAAGCCUCCACUUCCGCUUUUCUCGACGUUGAACCCGCGGAAUUCACUUCGGAGAAACCAUAUUUUGUCACACCUCUUUCGAAUGCCAUGGGAAGAGCAGGUCAAAGGGUGAAACUCGAAUGCGAGGCAAAAGGGAAUCCUAUGCCCGCUUUAACUUGGUAUCACGAUGGAAGACCCGUUGAAGAAAGCAUGAAUUUGAAGAUACAAAUGGACGGUGGACGGACCAGUUUGGUCAUCUCGGAGGCGUUCGCCAAGGAUGCCGGAUGUUACACGGUCGUCGCCAAGAACGAAGCGGGCGAGGCAACGGUUACUUGCAACGUGUCCGUGAAGGGGCGGCUUCCGCACGAGACGAGCGACUCGGAAUUCGCCUGCAGCGACAUGGAGCCCGUCGUGCCCAAGAUCCAGAUGCCGUUGAAGGACCUCAAGGUUCAGGAGGGCCUCUCCGUUCGCCUUGACUGCGUGAUCGUUGGACAACCUGAGCCGGAAGGACAGGUGAUUUGGUAUCACGACGAUCAACCUGUAAAGGAAUCGGCCGAUUUCCAGUUGUUGUUCCAGGGUGACAAGUGUUCCUUGGUCAUUCACGAAGCUUUCUUAGACGAUGCUGGUGUGUACAAAGUAGUCGCCAUUAAUUCUGGCGGUGAAGCAUCUAGUCAAUGCACAUUAACAGUGACACCGGUUACUGUUUCGGAGAAAUUGGAUAGAGCGCGAACAGAGAUCGAAGAAACAUUCGUCGCGGGUUCGCCGCCAAGAUUCGUCAAACUUCCGACCGAUUCUCUCGUAGCGGAAGGCGAGACCGCCAUUUUCGAAUGCGCAGUGGUUGGAGAGCCGAAACCGGAACUGAGAUGGUUCUCCGACAGUGGCGAAGUCACUGAGAAUGAACGUAUUCUGAUCCAGCGAAAGGAGGAUGGAACGAGCAUCCUGAAGAUUUCUUCGGCGAUUCCCGAGGAUAAGGGAAAUUACGUGGUCAAAGCGUUCAAUGAACACGGAGAAGCGAAAGCUUUCGCUCGACUGGUCAUCAGAUCGUUGGGUGACUUUAGAAGAAAGGAAGAAUUUGUAAAGAUGGAGGAGAAACUGAUUGCCCCCACGUUCAAGGAGAGAUUCGAGGACAGAAGAGUGAUGGAGGGUGUCUCCACGAAAUUUGAGUGCAUCGUGGUUGGAAAACCAUCUCCAAAAAUUCAAUGGUUAUUUAACGAUCGCCCCGUCCACGGCAAGGACUUCUUGGUCUCGGUCAGCGGGGAUCGACAAGUGCUGACGAUUCCAGAGACCGGAAGUACGCAUGCCGGUACGAUUUCCUGCGUGGCCGAGAACGCUGCUGGAAAAGCGAUUUGCAGUGCUCGUCUAGAGAUCGGUGGCAGGUCAGUGGAGGAGGUGAGAAAAGUUGGGGAAAAGAGGGUGGUCGACUUAGUCGAAAGAUCGCCCGCCGACGAAAUGCACGCAGCGAGCAGCAGCGAGAAACACUUCUCCUCGGAGAAGUCCGAGGGCGAGGGGGAGAGCCAGGUGUUGACCAAGAUGUCGCAGACCAUCACCGAGUCCACGACCACCCACAAGACGACCAAGAAGGAGUACAUCUCAUCUACUACGUCCUCCACCUUGUCGAAACCUGGACAGGAACCCACCAGCGUGUCCGUGAAGACUACUGUACAUAGCACGGAACAAUCGUCCUCGGAGAAUGGAGCGCCUCCUGUUGUGCAGUCGUACAAAGUCGAGGAACACGAAAAGAUCAUUCAAGACCAACCAGGCGAGAUUCGUCAAGAAAAAACAGUGGUGGUAUCUCAAGACGAGGAAGGGAUUAAACAAAGGGAUGUCAAAGCUGCGCAAAUAUCGAAACCAACCAGAAAAUCGACUGCGCCGAGAUUCGUUUCGCCUCUCACAGGGAUGAUCGUGGAUCAGGGCACUGAUAUUAUCCUCGAAGGAAUUAUCGAUGGAUUUCCUCAACCUUCAAUUAGCUGGUCGAAGAACGGGCAAGAACUGAAAACGAAAGAUGGAAUAACGAUCACUUACGCUCAUAAUCAUGUCCGUUUGGAACUGAAGAAAGUAAAUGUUAAGGACGCGGGACGAUACACUUGCACGGCGAGCAACGAAGUCGGUUCUGCUAGUAGCACAGCCGAUCUUGUCGUAAAAAAAACGAUAUUCCCGCCGGUAUUUGGCAGAAGAUUGCAAGCUCAAGUUGUGAAACGUGGAGAACGAGUGAACAUGGAGGUAGAAAUCACAGGAACGCCGGAACCCACGGUUACAUGGUUCAAGGACGAUGUCCCUAUCAAAGAACGUCCACCUGAAUUGAGGAUUAAACAGCAAGGAAAUUGUUACAUGCUCAUUAUCGACAAAGCUGAAAAAGCGCAUGCAGGAAAAUAUAUGGUUCGAGCAACAAAUGCCGGUGGUGAAGCCCAAAGUAUAGCAGACUUUGCUGUCUUCGAGCCAACGCCUGAUACUAUGACAGAAGUUCAUAAAACUGUUAUUUACGAGAAUGUGCAAGACAAGAAAGUCACUCAGUCCGACGAAAAGAAGAAAGAGGUUCCUUCUAGCAAACUUCCUCCAUCAACGACAAUUCAACAGAUUCCGCCGUUAAAAACGACACCUAUUGUGUCAUCCACUUCGAUAUCGGAAACGACCAAAACCGUAGAAAAGAUAGAGGAGCCGGAAAGCAGGAUGAGUCGUUCGGAAACAAUCUCGUCCACGGUCGAAUCACAUCAAUCGCAAUCAAAAUCGGAGCAAAAGUUCCACAUGAAGCUGGAGCACAAGACGCCAAUCAUACCGGAGCCAAGGAAGGAAGAAAAGAUGGUAACGAGGGAAGUGAUUCGCGAAGAAGUCGAGAAGAAAGGCGCCGAGCCGAAGGCUACAGUGAUCGAGGAGAGGACGAAGAUCGAGAACGAAAAUAUAGAAACAUCGACGAUAGCCAAAAAGGAUGCAUUGAGUUUCUUCGAAUCGAUGACGAAGGAAACGGAAACUACGCCUAAAGGUCCCAAAGAGAUGAUUAAAUUAGUGGACGAUGCUGAUGGGCACGAAGUGAAGGUUGGAAAAUUGACGAAGAACUACGAAAGAUCCACUACGUUCCAAGAGGUAAAGAAACCUGAACCGAAACCUGCGGAGAUUCAAACGACAAAGAAAGCUGUCCACGAGAUAUUCACGAAAUUGGAGCAAGGGAGUACAGCUUCUCGUGGAAUUGACAAUAAACUGUUCGAUUUUCCGUACGAGCCGUACAAGCCACCUUCAGAGAUCAAGAAGACAGUCGUGGAAGAAACAGUUAGCUCAGGAUCGUCAUCCGUUCAAGGAUCUCUGAUAAUGUCGUCAAAAAUGGAGAGCAAAGUGGAAAGUAAAAUGGAAAGCAAGUCAGAAUUAUUGGAGGGUUUUAAUUUGGUGCCAGAGCCUCCACCGGAAAUUGGUUACAUGCCGAAGCCGGAAGAAUUAAAAAAAAAACGCCCUGAAGUGUCGAUUAAGGCUAAACAGCUCCAAGAAUCCUUUGAUAGAACCCUGUCCCCGAUAGAUGCGCCUGUUGGCGGUGUGAAGAUUUUCCCCACGCCUUCUCCAAAAGUGGCCCCAAUGUUUUCCAUGCCACCAUCAUCCUUUGAGCUCGAGAAGAAAGAGGUAGUCGAGGAGCCUUGCGUGAGAAAGGAAAUCCACGAGAAAAGGGACUACGUGUCUUCGUUCAGAGCUAUGUCUCCUAGCAGACCUUGGUCAUCGUCGUCUGACGUGGAAACCAGAUCGCAUGUAUCUACUGAUCUGUCAGAAUACAGGUGUCACUCUGCAGCGUCGAGUCAUCAAGAGAUACUCAGAUCUACGUCGCCAAGACCAUCGGCUGACGCCUUGGCUAUGGAGAAAUCCUGGGCAAAGAAGUGUGCCGAGUCUAGUCGGAAAUCGUGGCCUCCGCAGGAAGAGUCGAAAUUCAAGCAAGAAUGGCAAUCCCCUGGUGAAGAGUACAAGAGUUCGUCGAAGGAGUUUAGGAAGGAAGUCGAAGAGACGCCUGAAGGCGGUAUCAGAAAGACCAGCAUGGAAUCGUCCAGCACGACUGAGAGGCGAUCCUGGAGUUCGAAACAGGAAUCGAUGGAGAAGAUCGAAUCGAAGAGAGCUCCAUCACCACUAAAAACGCAACCGAUCAUCUACAACGCGGAAACAAUUAAAGUAGAUCACGUGGUGAACAAGAUGGAAGAGAAAUCUCUGUAUGAGAAGUACACUAGUGAGAGCGACAUUAAGAAGCUGGAAAAGUCUGAAAAGUUCGAAGAAAAAUAUUCGAAAAAAUGGACAAGCUCAGAUGAUUUAAAAGCUCCUGGUCUUGUCAGAAGUGUGGAACCACCUAAAAGACCCGUGAUUCAAUUGUACCAUCUUACUCCACCUAGUGAGCAAAUUAUUUUAGAACCUGGCCCACCUCCGGAAAUCGGAUAUAUUCCAGCACCAGUAGUCAAAGAGAAGAAGAUCGAGAAGAUAGAAAAGAACUUGGAAGUAUCGUUGGAGCAUCAGCCAGCUAAGAUCCCUCCAGGAGGAAUCAGAACUAUUCCUCCUGUGCCGAAAAAGGAGGAACCUCCAGCGUUGCCUCCGAAAGACGUCAAAAUGACUCCACCACCGAUUCCAGCCAAACAACCUACACCUAUCGAACCUCUGGAACCAUUUCCAUUCAAGCCUUCUCCUUCAUCUGCACCGAUGAAGAAGGUGCCUCCCCCACCAACUCCUACGAAAUUCGUCAAAGGAAGUUUCACCCAGGAAAGCGACUACGAAUCGGACAUGGACGGUCACAUGAAAGCAAAAUGGAGGCCGUACGAGAGUGACAGCGAGGAGCCACGUUACAGAAGAGUUCAAGCUCCAGUGCCUAAGCCAAGCAGACCUAGAUCGACCGAGCCUGAACCACUUCCUCCCUCUAAAUUCGAGGUGCCACCAUCGACUGUAGGUCCACCUAGACCGGUGAUCACCAAGGAGCAACAGGAAAAAGUGUGCAAGAAGACUAUCGCCACCACUGUCAAGAGGCAAGAGAGAGAGAUAAAACAGCAGCAACAAAAGUUCCAAGUGGGUCAACCGCCUGCUAUCGAAUUGAAACCAGGCUCUCCACCUAUCUACGUCCAACCAGUGAAGAGUCCAACUCCAAAGAGUCCACCUGUGAAAAAGCCAGAAUCUCCUAAAUUCAAGGUGAAAACGUUCCAACAGGAAAGUGGUUACAUGGCAGACACGGAUGAGCCUUUCCAACAGAAGUCAUCGAUUCAAUCAGUGCAGAAAAGUUUUGGCAAACACGAAUCUUCAUCAUCCAUGACCUCGCACACGGAAUCUCGCACAUCGUAUUCGGAAAGUCGAUCGGAAUAUUUCGAGAGCAAAAGUUACGACAGCCGACAACAGCAACAACAGAAGAAAGAAUCGUUCAUCGCGCCACCCGCUCCCUUGAUUACGAAACAACCCGUACAACCACCGGUUCAACAACAACGUAGUUCGUUCGUUGAGAAGAGCUACAUAUCUUCCACGUCUCCAUCGAGAUUCAGUUCCACGAAGGAAACUAUUUAUACCACGGAUCAAUCGCACAAGAAGUUAGAGACAACGAAAAAAAUUCUGCCGCCCUCUCCGAGUCCUUCCAAAUUCGUGAAGGGCGAAUUUCGCGAAAGCGACUACGAGAGCGACUACGACGGCAGAAUACCACCCCUUUGGAAACCGCGAGGCUAUGAAAGCGACGACCAAUCUUUCAGAUCCGUGAAACCGAAUCUCGCUGGUCCAGGAAAGCCCAAGGAGCCUCGAGCGCCAUUCAUCGAGGAGCUCGAGAAGAAGAAGGAGGACAGGGUCGCAACCCCGACCAAACCGAAAACAGUUCUUCUUCCCGGCUCUCCGCCGGAGAUAGCCUAUGCACCCCCUCAACCGACCUACUACGAGGCUCGAUCGGGCAUACCUUUCCACAACGCGAUCGGUACAGAGACGAAGAAGACAGUGAGGAUGGACGAGUCGACCGAGAACAGCAGAAGGAUCGUCACUGUCGAGCAAACGAGUCGGGUGAUCAAGUUCGGCGAUCAGAAACCCACCGCCACCGACUUCACAGGCUUCGAGGGCUCCGAUCAGAGGCAGAAGGCGGCGUUCAAGGUGCCGACCCCGAAGAAGUUCGUUCAAGGUCAGUUCAGGGAAUCGGAUUACGAGAGCGACAUCGACACGAGGAUCAGGGCGAAAUGGGCUCCGCCCGAGAGCGACACCGAGGAGCCAAGGUACAGGAAGGUCCAAGCGCCCACGACGAAAGCGCCAAGGUCGGCCAGCGCCCCUGUCAGACAGGAACACGUGGUGUCCCCGUUGGAGUUUGACACCGGGCCACCCGUGUUGAAGAGGCAGACCUCGAUGACCCAACUUCGGGACGAGGGCAGGGCAACUCAGGUGAAGAGGGAUGUUUGCUCGGGGCAGGAGGAAGUGCUGAAGCCCGGCUCGCCUCCCGAAUUCGGUUUUAUCUCGAGGAGCGAUGUGAAGAAAGCGGCUACUCACGUCGCGUCGCGACACAUGAGCGACAUGACAACCAGCUUCAAGUCGAAAACCGAGAAAUUCGUCAGCGACAUCCAGUCAGAUCUGAAGCAAGGCAAGCCGAUCCUGAAACAUCCGGCCGACAGUCGAGCAAGCGAUGGCGACGAGCCCAGAACUUACAGAGAGGAGUCUCGACACUCGGAACAUGGAACGAAGCACAUCGAUCCAGACACCGGCCUCAUAUACUUCAAGUACGACUUCGGCUACGAGUUCGGGAUUGUGCUCCCCGGCGAGGGCAAGAGAACAGUGACCAGCACGAACAGGACCAUCCAAGGUCAACGACGAGCAAGCGACAUCGAGGUGCCCAUCGUCCACGAGUUCACCACAACCAGAAGGGAGAACGGUUUCGCGAAGAGGAGCAGCUCGACGUCAUCCUCGACGCGUCAGGGCAAACCGACCGGGAAAUUCGGCACUUCAAAGACCGUGAAAUGGGAGCCGACAUCCGAGAGCGAGUUCUCCGAGGCGGAGGACGUGAGAAACGCGAGAAAGAGGCAGCAAGAUGGCGGUAGCGCAAUGGCGCCACCUAGCCUCGUUAUACCCUGUUCACCAUCGCCGUCCAGAUGGGACCACACGACGCCCAGUCCACUUUCCCUGAGCCCAAGCUUACCAAGUCUCUCCCCCAGAUACAGUAGUGCCACGGGACCACCUAGCAACGUCGAUUCCGCAGGAUCACCGUGGCCAACCACUAAUGGAGUGGCCUCGAGCAAAGAAGUGAUUCAGCCUUACCUAGAAAUACUACCGAAAAAGGCACCCCUUUUCAUCACGCCUUUAAAAGAUAUAGCGGUGGUGAGCGGACAAACAGCAAGAUUCGAGUGCAUCGUUCAAGCUGAACCUCAGCCCAACAUCCUUUGGUCCAAGGACGGGAGGAUUAUUGAGAAUUCUUCGUGCUACGAGAUCCAUUAUCGAAAUGGCGUUUGUCGUCUGACCAUAGUGCGAGCUUUUCCUGAGGAUGCUGGCACUUACGCGUGCACCGCAACGAAUAGCUUAGGUUCGACAGUAACUUCUGCCACUUUGCAGGUGCCAGGAGUACCUUCGCCAUUUUAUGGAACGUACAGGGACCAAAACAUCAACGAGAGGGCUAUGGAGAGCCCGCCCAGGUACGUGGCUCUCAAAGACCUAUUUCUUCCGCAAGAGAACGACGUGAAAUCGAUACCUGCGGAUCGUCAACAUUCUACGCGACACGAUUACUCGGUCCCGUGGAAUUUGAACGCGGAUCCCAGUUGCGCAGGUGGCGGCUAUCGCGAGAGGCGAAUUACGACGGAAGAAUGCGAGGAGAUAACGGAUCGAAAUACGAUAGCGCGGCGACUCGGGUAUUCCGAUUUCGAGGCGAACGAUUCGUUUCGCGAUGAUUUCUGCUUCGAUCGCGAGUAUUGCCGCUCCGCGAGGCCGAGGACGGAGGACGGAGUUCAAGGGGAGAUUGUGAUGCAGACGACGCCCACCGUACCAACAUUUACCGGCAGACCAGGCGAUCCAUCGCCGCCGGUCUUCGAACAGAUAUUCAAAAACGCCAGAUUCGCGCAGGGUGGAAACGCAAUUUUCGAAGGCCGCGUGAGAGGAAAUCCAAAACCUAUCGUCUGUUGGACGCACAAGGGUGCACCGUUGUUGGAGUCAUGGAAGAUUCACAUGUCUUACGACGAGAAGACCGGGGCCGUCACGCUUCAAAUCAACCAGAUUGGCCCUGGAGACGAGGGUGAAUACACGUGCAGUGCCAAAAAUCAAUACGGCGAAGCAAUCUGCUCCGUUUACAUUCAACCAGAAGGAUUUGGACCUCCUCCGCAACAGCAAAUGGGUGGUUACAGGAAGGAAUUCGCGCAGACUUUCCAAUCCACCGAACAGAAGACCCAAACGGGAACACAGAGCUUUCAACAACGUAGCUAUCAACAAACAAUCGAUAAACGAAGCUACGUUAAUGGAACUUCCGUCAGCAUCGAAGAUUUCAAGGUGGACACGUUCGAAUACAGAUUAUUGCGGGAAACAGAGUUUCGAGAGUCGAUCACUCGCCGCUUCGUGGGCGAAUCCGACGUGCAAAUUUCGACGGUGGUAGAUCGUAACCUGGGACCGGUUGCACCUCCGCAAAUCACGCAGAAGCCCAGAAACUCGAAGCUCGUCGAGGGAUCCGACGCCGUUUUCACUGCGAAAAUCUCUGGCAAUCCUAAACCGAGAUUAACUUGGUUCAAAAACGGCCAGAGGAUCCGCGAAUCGCAACGCGUGGAGAUGAGCUAUUCGAAUCAACAAGCCUCUUUGAGGAUCAGAGUCGCCCUGCCUGAAGACAGUGGCCAUUACACCUUGCUCUCGGAAAAUCCUCAAGGGUGCACCGUCAGUUCUGCAUAUUUGGCUAUCGAAUCGAGCGAUCAGGUGGAUCAAGCUUAUCAGGCCCAAAGAGAGACGAUCAAAACUCAGCAAGUUGAAACGAUCGGCGAAACCGAUUCUGGAAAAGUUCUGCCGCCGAAUUUCGUUCGCACCUGUACCGACCGUGACGCCACCGAAGGAAAAAUGACCAGGUUUGAUUGUCGAGUAACGGGCCGCCCGUACCCCGAAGUGACAUGGUACAUAAACGGCCAACAAGUGGCCAAUGAUCUGACCCACAAGAUCCUCGUGAACGAGUCUGGUAACAACUCUUUGAUGAUCACGAAUGUGAGCCGAGCGGACGCCGGAGUCGUGACCUGCGUCGCAAGGAACAAGGCUGGCGAAACCUCGUUUCAGUGCAAUUUGAACGUGAUCGAGAAGGAGCAAGUGGUCGCGCCAAAAUUCGUGGAACGAUUCACGACCACGAACGUGAAAGAAGGAGAACCGGUUGUUUUCAUGGCCCGUGCGGUUGGCACUCCUGUACCUCGUAUCACCUGGCAAAAGGAUGGAGUGCCGAUUACACCUGGACCGGAUGUGCGUAUAUCAACGGAUGGCAGCGGAGCUUCGACUUUGGAUAUACCUUACGCAAAAUUAUCGGAUGCAGCUUGGUACCAGUGCACGGCGCAGAAUGUGGCCGGCUCUACUGCGACCAGAGCGCGGCUUUUCGUGGAAACACCGAAAGGAGCAGCCCCCGAACCAAGACGCCUGAACUUACCCCGACCGACGAAAGUCAUCGAACCAGAACCAGCGCCUGGCCCCGAAGUGAUUUAUUUGAGACACGUGGAACGCGCCAAGCCAUACUUGCCUCCACCCGAGGAGGACAGAAUUUAUCCACCGCCGCGUUUCAUCAUACCAUUGAAGGACGUCCAUCAGAUCGAGGGUGGACGAAUCCACUUCGAGGCCAGAAUCGAACCGGUGGGUGAUCCCACUAUGAGGGUAGAGUGGUACGUCAAUGGAAGAGCUCUUGACGCGAGUUCCCGGGCGACUUCUAUCUUUCGAUUUGGCUUCAUCUCUCUCGACUUAAUUAGCAUCGUUCUCCAAGACAGCGGCGAAUAUUUAUGCCGCGUCGUAAGUUCGACUGGAGUCGCUGAAUCUCGAGCUACCCUCAGCGUGACACCACGCGCAACAAUCGAACAGACUAGCCAACACCCCGACAGUCUCCAGUACAUCCAACAGCUCGAGGAUUACAGCAAGUAUCAAAGGCAGGAGAGUGUGGAGGACAUCUCUCCACAGCGGCCGGUCUUCAUCCGGCCACUCCAGGAUCUAGGAGAGUUGCAGGAAGGUCGUAACGCUCAUUUCGAAGCGCAACUGACCCCUGUAAGCGAUCCCACGAUGAAAGUGGAGUGGUUCAAGGAUGGUAGACCGAUCACAGCUAGCUCAAGAAUCACAACCAUCUUCAACUUCGGAUACGUCUCGCUCAAUAUAUUGCACCUACGAGCUGAAGAUGCGGGUUCUUACACUGUCAGAGCUGUGAACCGCUUGGGAGAGGCUGUCAGCUCCGCAUCUCUUCGUGUCUUUGCACGCACAAGCGUUACAACAGAUCUGGGAAUCCCCGAGCAACAGAGGUACAUCGAGGCUGCCGAGGAGUUGGAAGCCUAUCAACAGGCUAUGCACCAGAAAUACGUGCAGGAGCAGCCUGAACCGACAAGCCCACCGGAAUUCAAAUCUCCUAUCAAGGAUCAGAACAGCAUACGAGAAGGAGGAUUCGCUCAUUUCGAAGCACGUCUGGAACCAGUUGGCGAUUCCGACUUGAGAGUCGAGUGGCUCAAGGACGGACGCCCUGUAGAAGCGAGUUCAAGGAUCACGACAUUCUUCAACUUCGGUUACGUAGCACUUACCAUCAAAUACGUAACGAUUCACGACGUCGGUAUUUACACGUGUCGCGCUUACAACCGCGUCGGUGAAGCACACACAACCGCCCAGUUGAGCGUGAUAAGCAAGAACGAUGUUAUUUACGACAGUCAACAUCCGACUGGAUUGCAGAAGAUCCAAACGUUGGAAGAUUCGAGCAGAUAUUCGCGGCAGCUCCAAGAGGAGACGCAAGUGACACAGGCGCCGCGAUUCUUGGGCACCCUGAAGGGCACGAACAAGAUCGUCGAGGGGCAACGCGCCCACUUCGAGGCCCGCGUCGAACCUCAGAGCGACUUGACCAUGGCCAUCGAAUGGUACCACAACGGAAAACCGAUCACCGCGGCCAAUAGAAUUCAAACUUAUCACGAUUUUGGAUACGUGGCUAUAGAUAUUCUUCAAGUGAGAUCAGAGGACGCUGGCACUUACACUGUCGUCGCUAGAAACUCUCUUGGAGAGGCUCGAUUAUCGGCCACCAUGGUUGUAGAAACUCGUUCAAGCGUCGAUACGAGCAGCAUGCACCGCACUUCCUACGAGAAAACGCAACGUUUGGAGGAGUCGAAAUUCGUCGAGCCCCAAUAUCACAUCGAGGAGAUAUCGAAAUCGAAGCCGAUUUUCGUCCAACCGUUGAGCGAUCCUAAGCCGGUGAGCGAGGGAAAGAACAUCCAUUUGGAGUGCCGUUUGGAACCGAUGGGCGAUCCAACAAUGAGGGUCGAAUGGUUCCAAAAUGGCCGCCCGGUCACCGUUGGCUCCAGAUUCAGGACUUACUACGACUUCGGUUUCGUCGCUUUGGACAUCGUGCAUUCGACAGUGCUCGACUCUGGGGAAUACACCGUCAGAGCCACCAAUCAUCUUGGCACCGCUCACACUUCCGCCUGCGUCAGAGUGAUAGGAAAGUCAGACGUCGUCACGGAAACGCAGCACGAACAGUCCCUCGAGCAGAUUCAAAUGCUCGAGGAUUCGUCAAGAUAUCGCAAGACCCAACAAGAAGAAGUGACGGUGAUGCAGGCACCCCAAUUCACUCGCCCCCUGCACAACAUCGAAACGGUGGAGCUCACCAACGUGCAUCUCGAGUGUCGUCUCCAACCUGUCGGCGACUCGACAAUGAGAGUGGAAUGGUUCGUGAAUGGGAGGCCGGUGAAGACGGGCCACAGAUUCAGACCGUCCUACGAAUUCGACUACGUCGCCCUCGACAUCCUGGGCGUCUAUCCGGAAGAUUCAGGCGUGUACACCUGCCAAGCGAGGAACCAAUUGGGGGAGGCAGUCACAUCCUGUUCAGUGAGAGUACACGCGAAGAAAGAUUUGCUCUUGGAGUCCCAACAUCCCGAGGGUUUGGAGAGAAUACAAUACUUGGAGGAUGCUUCCAGAUACAAGAGGCAGGAGAUGGUCGACGAGGUUGUCACCGUUAAACCGAGAUUCAUCACGGCUCCGAAAAGUCAAGAGAAUCUCCGCGAAGGGGAACACGCCCACUUCGAGUGCAAAUUGGAACCAGUGACGGACUCGAAUUUGAAAGUUGAAUGGUUUAAAAAUGGUCGUCCGGUUACGAUAGGACACCGAUUCCGUCCAAUACACGAUUUCGGCUACGUUGCUCUGGACGUGAUUGACCUGAUCGCCGAGGACUCGGGCACCUACACUUGUCGCGCUGUCAAUCUGGUCGGCAGCGACGAAGUAUCCUGCACUCUAACCUGUCGAUCAACUGCACAGGUUCUAACCGAUUCGAAAAACGAGAUUGGCCUCGAGCAAAUUCAUUAUCUUGAGGACAGAUCCAGAUAUCAACGACGAGAGGACGUUGAAGAGACGACCACCCAAGCCCCUAUCUUCACCACUUCUUUGAACAACGUCGAGAUCAAGGAAGGGCAAAGGGCGCAUUUCGAGUGCAGGUUGAUUCCGGUUUCCGACGCAACGAUGAAAGUCGAAUGGUUCCACAACAAUAAACCGGUCAAGGCCGGCUCCAGAUUCGUCGAGACAAAUAGCUUUGGCUUCGUGGCGUUGGAUAUCAUGUACGCCUAUCCUGAAGAUUCCGGCACGUACACCUGCAGAGCAAAGAAUAUUAUAGGAGAGGCUAUCACGUCGGCAAGCGCAGUUGUACACUCGAAAAAAUCAAUCUACACCGAGUCCCAAAACGAGGAGACUCUUCAAAGACUGCAUUAUUUGGAGGAUACCUCGCGAUACCAACGCAAAACCACAACUGAAGAGAUCAUUACUCAAGCUCCAGUAUUCACGAUGCCCAUCAAGGACCUGAAAGUUGCUGAAAAUCAAGCGGCUCAUUUCGAGGCUCGUGUAAUCCCUGUCGGUGAUUCCAAGCUGAAAGUAGAAUGGCUUCGAAAUGGAGUUCCGAUUGCAGCUUCUAAUCGUGUAACAACGAUGCACGAUUUCGGAUACGUCGCUUUGAACAUGAAGUACGUUAAUCCUGAAGACUCAGGUACUUAUACUUGCCGUGCAGUGAACGAUCUUGGAGAGGCAGUAACAUCAGCAACGCUCUUCGUUCAAUCCAAGGCGGCCCUGCAAUUCGAGUCGCAGCACGAGAGCGCUUUGUCGAAGAUCCAGGCGCUGGAGGACACAAGUAAAUACCAACGGCGGGAGGAAGAGGAGAUCGUGGUUAAGGAGAGGCCAUCGUUCACGGUCCAACUGAACGGGCCCACCGCUCUUGUCGAGGGUCAAAGUGCACAUUAUGAGUGCCGCAUCGAGCCCUACCCCGACCCAACCAUGAAGGUGGAAUGGUUCCAUAACGGGAAACCAUUGUCCACCGGUCACAGGUACAGAACCACUUGUGACUUUGGGUUCGCCGCGUUGGACGUGCUCACGGUAUACGCGGAGGAUUCUGGCACCUACACCUGCCAGGCAACCAAUAGACUGGGAUCGGCGAAGAGCUCGAUCAAUCUCGAUGUGAAAUCUCGCUCCUCGAUUAUUCGCGAAACGCAACACGAAAGCGCCUUGAAGAAAAUACAAUACCUUGAAGACGACUCGCGUUACAAACGGGUAGAAGAAGAGGAUCUGAUCGUCGCCGAGAGACCGAAAUUCGGACGGCCAUUGAAGAACAUAGAACAUUUGCCCGAGGGGAAGAGCGCUCACCUCGAGGCAACGCUGACGCCUGUCAAUGAUCCAACUAUGGUGGUGGAAUGGUUUAGGGAUGGGAGACCUAUUCCUCAAGGACACAAGUUCAAGACUACAUAUGACUUUGGAUACGUCGCUCUCGAUAUUCUUUACGCUUAUCCGGAAGAUUCUGGAACUUACAUGUGCAAGGCAAGAAACGCUGUUGGGGAGGCUGUUACCACUUGCGUCAUCAGCGUCGAUUCGAAACAAGGCCUAUAUUUGGACACGCUUGACGCUCAGCGUUUACAGAAGAUUCGCGAGUUAGAAACCGUGGAGGUGAAGCAAGAAGUUGAGAAAGAGGUUGUACACCAAAAACCUGUGUUCUUGACACCAUUGAACAAUCUGGAUCAUCUAAAGGAGGGUGAACACGCUCAUUUGGAAUGCCGCGUCGAGCCUAUCAACGAUCCAAAUCUAAAAAUAGAAUGGUUCGUGAAUGGAGUUGCUGUAAAGACAGGACAUCGCUUUCGCAAAACACACGAUUUUGGUUAUGUGGCUCUCGAUAUUCUUUACACUUAUCCUGAAGAUGCCGGCACUUAUAUGUGCAAGGCCACAAAUUUGGCUGGCGAGGCUGUUAACACAUGCACCAUCAAAAUUGGCUCUCGCCGUAGCAUACUUCUAGAUACGCAACAUCCAGAUGGCCUUGAAAAGAUUCGUGAACUCGAGGCCCAAGGUCGUCCAGCCCGUUUAGAGGUCGAAGAACCUCCAGUGACGCCACCGAGAUUUGUUACAGAACUCAGAGGUACCACUGAAGUCUACGAAGGACAAACAGCCCAUUUCGAGUGCCAAGUUGAACCUCUUCACGAUGCCAACUUGAGAAUUGAGUUCUUCCACAAUGGCAAGCCGCUUCCAUCAGCUUCCAGGUUCCACGUGACGUUUGAUUUCGGAUACGUGGCUCUGGAUAUCGGCCAUGCUGUCCCUGAAGAUGCAGGAGAAUACUCCGUACGAGCGAUCAAUGCUCUAGGCCAAUGCGUAUCCUCGAUCGAGCUGAGGGUAAUUCCAAGAGAUAAUAUUAUUCUCGACUCGCAACGGCCCGAAGGAAUGGACAAGAUCCGCGAAUUGGAAGCUCAGCAACCUUGGAAAAGACCAGAAGUGCCAGAACCGCAAACCAGGCAGAGACCUGUGUUCACUCAACCGUUGCAGAACAUCGAUGCCAUUCCCGAAGGACAUACAGCUCACUUCGAAUGCAGAUUGAUUCCUGUUGGAGAUCCCACAUUGAAGGUUGAAUGGUUCAGAAAUGAAAUUCCUCUUGAGACAAGUUCACGAAUAACCAAAGUUCACGAUUUCGGAUACGUGUCGUUGGAUAUUACUCAUGUUAGAGAGGAAGAUGAAGGUGUCUACAUGUGUCGUGCUACCAAUCCACUUGGUGAAGCAGUUACAACUGCUUCGAUGAAGAUCAGAAGUAAAGCAAGUAUUCAAUUAGAUACCCAACAUCCCGAAGCGCAACGUAAGAUCGCCCAACUUGAAGCCGACAAAGGACCGAGUCGCACUGAAGAGCCAGAAAAAGUAUUCGACAAACCCAUCUUCACGCAAUUAUUGACUGGACCCACAGAAUUGUGGGAAGGUCAAACGGCUAGAUAUGAAUGCAGAGUCGUUCCAGUUGGUGAUGCCAGUUUAAGAUUCGAGUGGUACAUAAAUGGUGUCGAACUAAAAAUGGGAUCUCGGUUCCACGUAAGCCACGAUUUCGGCUACGUAACCUUAGAUAUUCUAAAAGUAAUCACGGAGGAUUCAGGUGUGUACACCUGCAAAGCGAUUAACAAAGCCGGUGAAGCGGUUUCCUCGAUAUCCUUGAAAGUGAAAGCGCGCUCGGCCAUCGAUGCUGAAAGUUUGCAACCAGAUGCGUGGCAAAAGAUCCAACUGAAAGAGGCAGAGAUGAACAAAGUGCCGGAAAUGUUCGUGGACACGACGCCUCAACAAGCACCAGUAUUCACCAAACAUCUAGAAAGCUACGAUAAACUCGUGGAGGGUCAACAUGUAUACUUAGAGGCUCAGGUAGAACCAAGAGCAGAUCCAAAUCUGCGCGUAGAAUGGUUCAAAAACGGGAUUGCUCUUCAAACUGGAACCAGACUUCGCAGUACCUUCGACUUUGGUCUCGUCACGUUAUCCAUCAAUGGCCUCAGAUCCGACGAUUCCGCCAUCUACACUUGUAAAGCCACCAAUCUUCUCGGUGAAGCUGUGUCCACCUGCAGCCUGAAGAUCGUCGAUCGCCAUUGGUUGCUUGGAGAUACUCUUCAUCCUGAUGCACUUCCAAAGAUUGAUGCUUUGGAACAACCUCAUGUCACCACAGUAGAGCAACCAGAGCCAAUAUACGAAGUUCCAGUAUUCAUCACUCAUUUAAACAACGUCGAAUGCGUGGAAGGUGACAAUGCGCACUUCGAGUGUAACGUGGAACCGUCCAAAGAUCCAACGAUGAAGAUCGAAUGGUUCAUCAAUGGAAAACCGCUUCCAACUGGAGCAAGAUUCAAAUCGACUUAUGAUUUUGGAUAUGUAGCUUUGGACCUUACCCACGCUUACGAGGAGGACUCGGGAGUGGUGAUCGUCAAGGCUACGAAUUCGAAGGGAUCGGCUCAAACAUCAGGCACUUUGAAAUGCACUAGCAAGCAGAGCAUCUAUCUACAGACUCAGCAUCCCCAAGGAGAGGCUGGACUGGAGAAGGUGAAAGAAGUGGAAGACGCUUAUCUGUCCAAAUUGAAAAGACCGGAUGCUGGACCGGAACAAGAAUAUCCGAAACCUGUGUGGACAGUGCCUCUGCAGCCGGAGUUCAAACUGGGCGAAUCUGAACCUCUUCAUCUGGAAGGUCAAGUUGAGCCCAAGGAUGAUCCAAAUUUGAAGAUCGAGUGGUAUUUCAAUGGAAAGGCUCUGGAGCAUGGGUCCAGAUUCAAGAUGACCAGUGACUUUGGUUUCGUUACAUUGGAUUUGACCGAUGUAUACGACCGUGAUUCUGGAAUUUACACCUGCAAGGCCUACAAUAAAGCGGGAGAGGCCUUCACUUCGACCACGAUCUAUUGCUCGACUAAGGAGAACAUCAUUGAGAAAUCCCAACAUCCAAAAGGCAAGGAAGGUCUCGAAGCCAUUCAAGAUUUAGAAGAAUCAUUGAAACGACAAGAAGGAGCUCCACCGGAGAGCGAGGAAGGUCAUCCACCUGUGUUCACAUCUCAAUUCGAGAACCUGACCAAUCUAUCUGAAGGGGAGAUAGCUCACUUCGAGGCAUCUCUUACGCCAACUGGUGAUCAAACAAUGGUAGUCGAGUGGUUCUACAAUGGAAAAUCAUUAGAGGCCAGUCAUCGCACGAGAACGGUUUACGCCUUUGGCAUGGUCGUUCUUGAAGUUCUUGGAACCAAGAUAGAGGACUCUGGCACCUACUCCUGCAGGGCUACCAACAAAUGGGGCCAGGCUGAGAUCAGCGUGCAAUUGGAAUGCGUGGACAAAUCUAAAGGACAGAAACCAAAAUUCACUACCCAUAUUCAGUCUCUGGAGGGUUUGAAGGAUGGUCAAUCGGCGCACUUUGAGUGCACUCUGAUCCCAGUCGGAGAUCCUCAUAUGAAGGUCGAAUGGUUCCACAACGGACAACCUCUGAGACACUCAUCCAGGUUCAAGAUGGUGUCCGACUUUGGAUUCGUCGUGAUGGACAUUGCUGGCGUGAUGGCUCACGACACUGGAGAGUACGUGUGCAAGGCAAGCAACAAAUUCGGCGAAGAUUAUACCAAAGCUACGUUGAAAUGCUUUGGAAAGAGCGGAGUGUACCUCGACUCAUUGCAACCCGAUUCUUUAGCCAGAAUCAGGGAAUUGGAGAGUUACGGUGGUGAACAACCUACCACGCCAACGACACCAGUGGCAGAACCACCUAAAUUCAUCACGCAAAUCUCUGAUAUUACGAAAUUAGUCGAAGGACAAUCCGCUCACUUCGAGGCCAGACUUACACCCGUCAAUGACCCAGACUUGAAAGUCGAAUGGUACUACAAUGGAAAGAAACUGCCUCAUGGACAUAGAUAUAGAACCUUCCACGAUUUUGGUAUCGUUAUCUUGGAUAUAUUGUAUUGUUACGAGGAAAAUUCUGGAGUCUACGAAUGUAGAGCUUUCAACAAAUACGGCGAGGACACGACUAAGGCAACUUUGAAAUGUUACUCCAAGUCAAGUCUCAUUUUGGAAUCUCAACUUCCCAAGGGAAUGGAAGGCGGAUUGGAGAAGAUCCAGACUUUGGAGGAUUCGAUGAUUCGUACAAGAGACGAAAAAGUCGUCGAGGAAAGAGGAAAGGCUCCUGUCUUCACCGUACCCUUGAGCAAUAUCGAUGGCCUUCGCGAGGGAGAGAGCGCGCACUUUGAAGCUAGACUUACACCCACUGACGAUCCAAAACUAAAGGUCGAAUGGUUCUGGAACGGUAAACCGCUACGAACAGGUACUCGUUUCCGCACCUUCUGCGACUUCGGCUUCGUGAUCCUCGAAAUCUCGCCCAUCUAUCCAGAGGACUCUGGCGAGUACAGUUGCCGAGCAACAAACGAUUACGGCGAAGCAGUGACCACCUGUACCAUGAAAUGCACAGGGAAACGAAGCAUUAUCCUCGAAUCCCAAUUGCCAAAAGGAAUGGAGGGCACCAUCGACAAGAUAGCUGAGCUAGAAGGUCUUGGAAACGAACCAGGCGAAGUGAUCCCAGACGACGAUACGGGGAAACCACCGGAAUUCAUCACAACUCCGUCCGACUUAACGCUAACUGAGAAUUCCUUGGCGCAUUUCGAGUGUAGAUUGACACCCAUCAACGACUCUAGCAUGAGGGUGGAAUGGUUCCACAAUGGAAAACCUCUUCUAGCUGGAACCAGGAUCAAGACUAUCCACGACUUUGGUUUCGUCAUCCUAGAAGUGGCCAAUUGUUACCAACGCGAUUCAGGCCUGUACACGUGCAAAGCGACCAACCGCCAUGGCGAAGCAACGGUGUCGUGCAAACUUCAAGUCCGUGGACGACAAGGAAUCAUCUUGGAACCCCAGCUGCCUACCAAUUUCAAGACCGGAACAGAGAGUAUCCAAAAGUUGGAAGAGGCUUUGUACAAGAAGGAUGAGAUAUUGACCGAAGAAGAGACGCCCAAUCCUCCCAAGUUUACUGUCGAAUUAAAGGAUAUCGAGGUAGAAGAAGGCGCACCCAGUCAUUUCGAUUGCAGAGUCGAACCUGUCGGCGAUUCUACGAUGCGCAUCGAUUGGUUCCACAAUGGAAGAUCAUUUGCUACUGGAUCUCGCGUCCACCAGAUAAACGACUUUGGUUUUAUCUCGUUAGAUAUGUCGUAUACUUAUGCCAGGGACAGCGGCGAAUAUAUUUGCAGAGCUACCAAUAAGUGGGGUUCUGCUACUACUAAAGCUACCAUAACUUGUAAAUCUAAGAAAACCAUAGAUUUCGACUCGCAGCUGCCUUCAGGCAUGAGUGGCGAGAAACUGAAGGAACUAGAACGUGGUCCAGUCAGCGAACCACCGCCUGCUGAAGAACCACCACGUCAACCACCGAAAUUCAUCACGCAUAUUCAAUCAGCAACAGUGGACGAAUCGGAAGCGGUCAGGUUCGAGUGUCGCGUGGAACCGAAGGACGAUCCGAAUCUGCGUAUCGAAUGGUACAGAAAUGGAAAAUUGAUCCCAGCUGGACACAGAUACAGAACGAUGUAUGACAUGGGAUUCGUGUCUAUGGAUAUCUUAUAUGUUUAUCCUGAAGACUCAGGAGAAUAUGUGUGCAAAGCUAUCAAUGAUCUCGGAGAAGACACCACUAGGGCAUCAGUAUCGUGCAAAAAGUUGCCCAACAUCAUUCUACAGAACCAAGUGCCAAAAGGUAUGAAAAAGUCGGAAGCGUUGAUGCAGAUGGAAGCAACUAUCAAGAAAUACACCUCAGAAGUCCAUCUUACGGAGGAUGAUCUUUAUGACGCGGACAAGAAACAACCGCCUCGUUUCGUCACCCAGAUCCAAGAUCAAACCGAGCUGGUCGAGAUGAACAGCACUAAAUUCGAAUGUCAAUUGGCUCCUGUUGGCGAUCCAAACAUGAAAGUCGAAUGGUUCUUCAAUGGCAAACCUUUACCGCACAAGAACAGAUUUACCCCUAUUUACGACUUUGGUUAUGUGGCCAUGAACUUCGGCUGGGUCUAUCCUGAAGACAGCGGCGAAUACCUUUGCAGGGCCACGAAUCUUUAUGGAAUGGACGAGACACGGGCGGUGAUUCGAACGGCUGGCAAGCCUGGAAUUAUUUACGAGUCCCAAUUACCGAAGGGCAUGAAGAGUAUCGAAAAGAUCAGAGAAAUGGAAGCUGCAUGGCAAAUAGUACCUGAGGAAGAAGGUGAAGAAGAGAAGGUGAGGGCGCCCCCAACAUUUGUGAGCAAACCAGAACCAGUAACCGUCGAAGAGGGCGAUUGGUCCAGAUUCUGCUGUCGUGUCACUGGUCAUCCAAGACCCCGUGUCAUGUGGAUCAUCAAUGGACAUACUGUGGUCAAUGGAUCACGUUAUAAACUGACUUAUGACGGCAUGUACCACCUGGACAUCCCGAAAACGAGGCAAUACGAUCACGGAAAAGUGGAAGUGAUCGCGAGAAGCUCAGUAGGCGAGGCACGUACUGAAACCACAUUGACAGUGAAACCACGAAGCGACGAUUAUCGUGGCGUGUUGAAGAACUCGCCAAGACCUUGGUAUGAUUACGGGCUGACCCAAUACCAAACGGAGCGACAGAACACAGAGCUCGAGAGAGUUUUCGACGAGAGGCAUCACAAUAUCUCUCAGGGCAUCGAGAUCGCCACCGAACACCUUGGACAGAAGGUCUACAAGGAACCAGAGACCGAAUGGCAAAAGUCUGUGAAGAGUAAGAAAAACGAGGACUAUUACAACAAACUGAUGACCCUCGAGGAGGAGCAAGUCUUAAAGGAGAGUAGAUUGAGAGAAUCCAGCCACCAGUUCGCCAUUCCUGGCGAAAAAGUUGUCGCCCAUUCUGUGGCGAAGGGAAUGGCCCAACAAUACGAGGAGACGCUGGAAGACAAGAAGGACGAGAAGAUUCAGGAGACCCAACAGACAACUACGAAAUUCGUGAAGAAGCCACACACGACGGAAGUGGACAUCGAUAUGGAGCGCGUGAAAGGAAGGUAUCCUCCAGAGCCGUCGGAAUCCACAGUGCACGGGCGCGAAGUGCACGUAGCUAAACAAAAGCAGAUCCAGAAAGAGGUCAAAGGAGAUCUGGAGAUCACCAGAAAGAUAACGGCCACGGAAACGACCGAGGUGGAGCACAAAGCGAAAACUCAGGAGCGCAUCGUUCAAGGUCCAACGAAACCUGCCAAACCUCCUGUGUUCACGAAGAAGAUUCAACCUUGCAGAGCGUUUGAGCAGGAACAAGCACGAUUCGAGGUCGAAUUCGACGGUGAUCCAUUGCCGUCCAUCAAAUGGUACCGCGAGGAUUUCCCCAUACAAAAUUCUCCGGAUCUUCAGAUUUACACAUUCAGCACGAAAUCAGUGUUGAUCAUUCGCCAAGUUUUUAUGGAGGAUUCCGGUGUGUUCUCCGUGAUCGCUGAGAAUCGCGGUGGGAAGGCGAAAUGCAGCGCGAAUUUGGUAGUCGAGGAGCGUAGAAGGCAACCGGGCAGAGGUGGAGUGGUGCCACCUAGCUUCCUGUCCACCAUUCAAAGCACCUCCGUCACCACUGGCCAACUGGCUAGAUUUGAUGCCAAAGUGACCGGAACCAAGCCUUUAGAUGUUUAUUGGUUGAAGAACGGCAAGAAAGUGACGGCAGACAUUCGUUACAAGACACUCGAAGAGGACAACACUUACACUCUGUUGAUUCUGGAAACCAUACCAGAAGAUUCAGGCAAAUACGAAUGCGUUGCAAUAAACAGCGCUGGAGAAGCGCGUUGCGAUGCCGACUGCAUGGUCCGUGGCCCUCAAUCUCCCGCCAAAACUGCGAAACCAACGACACCUGGCGUCGAGAAGGCGCCGCAAGUGUUGGAGCCGUUGAAAGAUCAAACUAUCAGAGAGGGUACGUCCGUCGCAUUCGCGUGUAGGAUCACUGGAAAACCAGUACCCACGGUGCAAUGGAAGAAAGGCGACAAGGUUAUCAAACCAUCUAAAUAUUUCCAAAUGCAGAAAGAUGGUGACCUCUGCACUCUGAGGAUUUCUGAGGCAUUCCCUGAAGAUGAGGGAGUUUAUAAAUGCAUUGCCAAAAAUCCAGCUGGUGAUGUCACCACCUCAGCAAACCUCAGAGUUCUUGCCCCUGAUGCAACUGAUGUUCUUCCCAAAUUGUCACCACUGAAAGAUCAAAUAGUGUUUGAAGGACAACCGGCACAAUUCAAGACUCAAGUUACUCCAGCUAAACCAAAGCCAACGAUCCAAUGGUAUCGCGAAGGUGCCCUAAUUCCUCAGUCACCAGAUUUCCAGAUGAUUCACGAAGGUAACAACGCCGUGUUGCUGAUAGCAACCACGUACGAAGAAGACACUGGCACUUUCACCUGCCGGGCUACCACAUCAGCCGGUACCGUAGAAACAUCUGCCAAACUCAUCGUAAAAAAGAGGAAAGGAGCGUAUUACGAGGUUCCUACUGAGACGGGACCAGGUGUAAAAUCAUCGACAAAUUAUGGAAGAGAUAUUAUCCUAGAGCCAUUGACUCUAGACGAGAAUGGAUUGCCACUCGAAAGUUUACCCUUGCAAUCUGGUGAUGAAUCGUUACCUUGGAGAAAGGGACGGGUUCAUCAUCGACCUCGACUUGGCGACGUGACGCCAUGGAGGAAAUCAAAAUCUCGCGACACAUCUUUAGACAAAUUGCAGGCCGUGGAAGGCCAAGUGAAACCUUGGACAGAGGAAGCGGUAGUGUUGAAGAAAACUCCACAAGUGCCUCGUGAAAUGCCGAGGGAAAAAUUGGAGGAAGUCGAGUUGAAACCAACAAAAAUUGAGAAGAAAGAUAUUGCAAGAGCUAGUCUCGAAGCGGUUGAUCUGAAACCUGUUCUUAGAGAAAUGACAAAAGAAAUAAAAACUGAAGAAGAGAAGAUCACUCAACUGGAUAAGACUACGGAAGAAAUUUACGUGGAAGAAGAGGACUCUAGAUUUGUCAAAACCUCGAAAAGAAUAGAUGAAACUGUUCAAAGGAAAAAGGAAGAAGUUAAACCUUGGACCGAAGAGAAGGUUACGUUAAAGAAAUCGAAACUUGAUAGGAAGGAGAUUCCUAGAGAGACUUUAGAGACUGUGGAAUUGAAACCUUCAAAGAUUGUUAAGAAGGAAGUCGAUAAAGCUACUUUGGAAAAGGUGGAUUUGAAAUCUAUUCCUAUAGUGACUGAGAAGAUUACUGAGGAAACGAUUUCGAAGAGUGAAUAUCUUGAACAAGAAGACACAUCGAUGUUAGAUGUGACUAAGAUUGAAGAAGUGAAAAAAUUAAAGAAAGAGAAGAUAGAAGAAAAAAUGGAACAAACGAAACCUUGGACCGAAGAGAAGAUCACUUUGAAAAAAUCUAAACCAGAAAAGAAAGAAAUUGAGAAAAAAACUAUAGAAAUUGUGGAAUUAAAACCAUCGAAGAUUGAAAAAUUACCUGAUCGAAAAUCAAGUUUAGAGAAAGUGGACUUAAAACCUGUUCCAACAGCAGUGACUGAGAAAAUCACCGAGAAAAAAAUCAUUGAAAAAACUAAAUAUUUUGAAGAAGAGGAUACUGCUUUGUUAGAGGUAUCAAAGACUGAAGAACUGAAGAAAAUGAAGAAAGACAAGGUUGAAGAGAAACCGGAAGAGAAGCCUAAACUUUGGACUGAAGAAAAAGUUACAUUGAAGAAGACUAAGCCUGUGAAAAAAGAAGUUGAAAAGGAAACAAUAGAAACAGUUGAAUUGAAACCAUCGAAAAUAACAAAAACUUCAAUUCGAAAAGAAAGUUUAGAAACAGUGGAUCUUAAAACUGUCAAAAAGGAAAGAGAGAAAACGAUGAAAGAAAUCGUGCAAAAGACUGAUUAUAUAGAACAAGAAGACACGACAUUGCUUGAUAUUUCCAAGGAUACGCAAGUGAAGAAAACAAGGAAAGAAUCGAUCUCAGUAGAAAAGGAACAUGCUAAACCUUGGACAGAAGAGAAAAUAACAUUGAAAAAAGCCAAACCUGAAAAGAAAGAAAUAUCAAAAGAAACGUUCGAGACUGUACAAUUAAAACCAUCUAAGCCAGAAAAGGCAGAUAUAGAAAAAUCGAGUCUCGAAGAGAUAGAUUUGAAACCUAUUCCUAAGAAAGAAAUUCCUAAAAAACCUGAAGAAAAAGAGGUGGUUGUUGAAAAAGAUGACACAACUCUUCUUCAGGUCGCCAAGGAUACCGAAACUACUGUCAAGAUCGACAAAAAAGUGAAGAAAAAGGAAGAAACAGAAAGAAAAACUUCGGAAACUAAACCUUGGACUGAAGAAAAAAUAACUUUGAAGAAAGCUAAAGUCGAGCAAAAAGAAGUUCGAAGGGAAAGUUUGGAAGAAGUGAUUUUGAAACCAACUAAAACAGAAAAAAGAGAAAUAAAGAAAGAAACAUUGGAGAAAGUAGAUUUGCAAAAAGUAACUGACAAGACUCAAUUCGUAGAGAAAGAAGAUACAAAAGUCUUGAAAAUAGACAGAGAAGAAAAAAUCGAAGAAGACAAAAUAGAGAAAGUAGCGACUUGGAGAAAAGAAAGGAAACUGAAGGAACCAUAUCACGAGGAAGAGGAUAAAACGAUAUUGGACGUAGAGAAAGAUAUCGAAUUCAUGGAGAAGCAGAAGGAAAUGCCAGUACCUUGGGUCAGAGGCAAGAAGAAGCUCACAGAAAAAGUUCCUUAUCACAAAGAAGAGGAUACUACUCUCCUUGAUAUUGAAAAGACUGAAAAGACGACUGAGAAACAGAUGAAAGAGGAAGUGCCGAUUCCAUGGGCACGAGGAAAGAAAGCAAAGAAAGAAAAAUCAGAUGUUCCACAGAAAGUGGAAGAAAAGCCAGUAGAGGAAGAAGAAAAAUUGGAGACAAUGCAAGUUCCAUGGCUUCGAGAUAAGAAGAUGACAAAGAAAAUACCAGAAAAGAAAGAGGAACUGGCUGAUGAUAUCAAAUCUGUCACAUUGAAACCAGUCAGGCGCGAACAUGUGCCGGAAGAGAAGGAGAAAUUAGAAGAGGUAACAUUGAAGCCUGUCAAACGCAUUCCACGUGAAGAAGAAGAGAAGGAGGAAGUGCAAUUGAAACCCAUUCCGAAACGCAAGUCUGAAGAGAAACCACGUGAAGAAGUGACGUUGAAAUCAUUCCAAAAACCGAAACAGGAAGAAGAGAAAUCGAAGAAACCAGAAUUGAAACCACUCGAGAAAUCUAAACCUGAAGCACCAGAAAAGGAAAAAGUACAGUUAAAACCAUUCCAACGAGAAAAACCGGAAGAAAAACUAACUAUAAUCUCACAAAAACUUCCGGAAAAAACACAAGAAAAAGAAAUAAAGGAAGUUGAAGAAAUAUCAUGGCGCAGGAAACCAAAGAAACCGUCGAUUUCUGAAGAAUCACCUGUUGAAAAAGUAGCAGAAAAAAUUGUGGAGGAAAAAGUAAUCAAAAAAGAAGAAGAAACGAUCGAAGAUUUCAAAUCAAUAGCUUUGAAACCAAUUAAACGAGAGAAAAAACCUGAAGAACGGGAAGAUAAGGAGGAAAUUAUAUUGAAACCAGUGAAACAUAUUAAGAAAGAGGAAGAAAGCACUGAGGAAAUUAAAUUGAAACCGGUAGAGAAACCAGAGAAGAAGAUAGAAGAGAAAGAAGAGAAACCUUUGAAAUUGAUCGAAGAAGAAAAACCAAUUGAAUCAGAAUUGCCUUGGCGACGUGACAAAAAGAAAUCUAUCGAACAAAAAGUUACUGAAAUCCCAAUUGAAGAGAAAAAAGUAGAAGAAGAACAAGUGGAAGUUAGUUGGCGAAAACCACGGGAGAAAGUUAUGAAGGAAGUACAAAAAGAAAAAGUGGAAGAUUUCACAGCAAUUAAAUUGAAACCAGCAAGAAAAGAAAAAAGACCAGAUGAAAAGAUAGAAAAGGAAGAAGUAGUAUUGAAACCGAUUGAGAAAAUACCAAAAGAGGAAGAAAUAAUUGAAGAAGUGACACUUAAAUCAGAAAAAUUGGAGAAACCAGAAACAUUCGAAAAUGGUGAAAUUCUUGAAGAAAAGACUGAAUUGCCAUGGCGACGUGGUAAAAAGAAAUUAGCAAAGGAAGAAGUGAAACUUGAACAAAUACUAAAACUUGAAAAACAAGUAUCUAAAAGUGUCGAAGAACAAAUAAUAUUUAAACAUAAAGAUGAGAAACCUGAGGAAAAAGAAAUAUCAGAGAUUAAAUUAAAACCAGUUAAACACAUAGAAAAACCAAAAGAAGAAAAGCCUGAAGAAGUAAAAUUGAAACCUGUAAAGCGACUUCCAAAGGAAGAAGAGGAAAAAGAAGUGGUAACAUUGAAACCAAUAAAAAAAGAAAAACCAGAAGAGGAAAAACCAGAACUUAAACUGAAACCCGUAAAACAUAUAGAAAAACCAGAAGAAGAGAAACCUGAAGAAGUGAAAUUGAAACCUGUGAAACGUCUUCCUAAGGAAGAAGAGGAAAAAGAAAUGGUAACACUAAAACCAGUAAAGAAAGAAAAGCCGGAAGAAGAGAAACCUGAAGAAGUAAAACUGAAACCAACAAAGAAAGAAAAACCAGAGGAAGAGAAACCCGAGGAAGUGAAAUUGAAACCCGUGAAACGUCUUCCUAAGGAAGAAGAGGAAAAAGAAGUGGUAACACUAAAACCAAUAAAGAAAGAAAAACCGGAAGAAGAGAAACCUGAGGAAGUGAAAUUGAAACCUGUGAAACGUCUUCCUAAGGAAGAAGAGGAAAAAGAAGUGGUAACACUAAAACCAGUAAAGAAAGAAAAGCCAGAAGAAGAGAAACCCGAGGAAGUGAAAUUGAAACCUGUGAAACGUCUUCCUAAGGAAGAAGAGGAAAAAGAAGUGGUAACUUUGAAACCAAUAAAGAAAGAAAAACCAGAGGAAGAGAAACCCGAGGAAGUGAAAUUGAAACCUGUGAAACGUCUUCCUAAGGAAGAAGAGGAAAAAGAAGUGGUAACUCUGAAACCAAUAAAGAAAGAAAAACCAGAGGAAGAGAAACCCGAGGAAGUGAAAUUGAAACCUGUGAAACGUCUUCCUAAGGAAGAAGAGGAAAAAGAAGUGGUAACUCUGAAACCAAUAAAGAAAGAAAAACCAGAGGAAGAAAAACCUGAAGAAGUAAAAUUGAAACCUGUGCAACGUUUGCCAAAAGAAGAAGAAGAAAAAGAGGAAGUAAUUUUGAAACCGAUAAAGAAAGAAAAGCCAGAAGAAGAGAAACCUGAGGAAGUUAAAUUAAAACCAGUCAAACGUCCUGAGAAACCAAAAGAGGAGAAACCGGAAGAAGUGAAAUUAAAACCUGUGAAACAUCUUCCUAAGGAAGAAGAGGAAAAAGAAGUGGUAACUCUGAAACCAAUAAAGAAAGAGAAACCAGAGGAAGAGAAACCUGAAGAAGUGAAAUUGAAACCUGUGAAACGUCUUCCUAAGGAAGAAGAGGAAAAAGAAGUGGUAACUCUGAAACCAAUAAAGAAAGAAAAACCAGAGGAAGAGAAACCCGAGGAAGUGAAAUUAAAACCUGUGAAACGUCUUCCUAAGGAAGAAGAGGAAAAAGAAGUGAUAACACUAAAACCAGUAAAGAAAGAAAAGCCGGAAGAAGAGAAACCCGAGGAAGUGAAAUUGAAACCUGUGAAACGUCUUCCUAAGGAAGAAGAGGAAAAAGAAGUGGUAACACUAAAACCAGUAAAGAAAGAAAAACCGGAAGAAGAGAAACCCGAGGAAGUGAAAUUGAAACCUGUGAAACGUCUUCCUAAGGAAGAAGAGGAAAAAGAAGUGAUAACACUAAAACCAGUAAAGAAAGAAAAGCCGGAAGAAGAGAAACCCGAGGAAGUGAAAUUGAAACCUGUGAAACGUCUUCCUAAGGAAGAAGAGGAAAAAAAAGUGGUAACUCUGAAACCAAUAAAGAAAGAAAAACCAGAGGAAGAGAAACCCGAGGAAGUGAAAUUAAAAUCUGUGAAACGUCUUCCUAAGGAAGAAGAGGAAAAAGAAGUGGUAACUCUGAAACCGAUAAAGAAAGAAAAACCAGAGGAAGAGAAACCCGAGGAAGUGAAAUUAAAACCUGUGAAACGUCUUCCUAAGGAAGAAGAGGAAAAAGAAGUGAUAACACUAAAACCAGUAAAGAAAGAAAAGCCGGAAGAAGAGAAACCCGAGGAAGUGAAAUUGAAACCUGUGAAACGUCUUCCUAAGGAAGAAGAGGAAAAAGAAGUGGUAACUCUGAAACCAAUAAAGAAAGAAAAACCAGAGGAAGAAAAACCUGAAGAAGUAAAAUUGAAACCUGUGCAACGUUUGCCAAAAGAAGAAGAAGAAAAAGAGGAAGUAAUUUUGAAACCGAUAAAGAAAGAAAAGCCAGAAGAAGAGAAACCUGAGGAAGUUAAAUUAAAACCAGUCAAACGUCCUGAGAAACCAAAAGAGGAGAAACCGGAAGAAGUGAAAUUAAAACCUGUGAAACAUCUUCCUAAGGAAGAAGAGGAAAAUGAAGUGGUAACUCUGAAACCAAUAAAGAAAGAGAAACCAGAGGAAGAGAAACCUGAAGAAGUGAAAUUGAAACCUGUGAAACGUCUUCCUAAAGAAGAAGAGGAAAAAGAAGUGGUAACACUAAAACCAGUAAAGAAAGAAAAGCCGACAGAAGAGAAACCUGAAGAAGUAAAACUGAAACCAAUAAAGAAAGAAAAACCGGAAGAAGAGAAACCCGAGGAAGUGAAAUUGAAACCUGUGAAACGUCUUCCUAAGGAAGAAGAGGAAAAAGAAGUGGUAACACUAAAACCAGUAAAGAAAGAAAAGCCAGAAGAAGAGAAACCCGAGGAAGUGAAAUUAAAACCUGUGAAACGUCUUCCUAAGGAAGAAGAGGAAAAAGAAGUGGUAACUCUGAAACCAAUAAAGAAAGAAAAACCAGAGGAAGAGAAACCCGAGGAAGUUAAAUUAAAACCAGUCAAACGUCCUGAGAAACCAAAAGAGGAGAAACCGGAAGAAGUGAAAUUAAAACCAAUUCCAAAGUCUGUUUCUGAAAAAGUUGAAGAGAAACCUGAAGAUGAGGCGGAAAAAAUAUUACCAUGGCGUCGUGGCAAGAAGACGAAAAAGAUCGUUGAUUUCCGAGAAGAAGUCACAGUGGUACCAAUCGAUCAAGAGAAAGUGAUUACAGAGAUACACGACGAAGAGAUAAAGAUUGUGGAACAAAAAGUGGAGGCUAAAAAAAUAGUCCAAGCGGAGAUAAAAGAAUUCAAAGAAGAGAAACCGGAACUUCCGUGGAGAACAACAAAAGAAGUAAAAGAGAUUAUUGAAGAGAAAGUUGUAGUUGAAGAAAUUAAGCCUGAAACGGUACUCAAAGAAGAUGAAGUUAUUGAAGAUGUCACUGAAUCAUCGGAAGUUUCUUGGAGAAAGAGGCGAAAACCAAAGAAACCGGAAAAAGAGAAAGAAGUAGUUGAAUUGAAACCAGUCGAAAAACACGAGGAAUUCGUAGAAAGAAUAGAAGAAAUUGUUCUCAAACCUGUCGAAAAAGAGAAAUUCGAGGAAAAACCUAAGGAGGAAGAAUUGAAACCGCUUAAAUUAGAAAAACCAAAGAAACUUGAAGAAGAAGAGAUAGAAGAAGAGAAAGUGACCGAAAUGUUAUGGAAGAAACCAGAAGAGAUACCUGUACCUGUAGAAAAAGAAGUUUCCACGCAAGAAGUUCAAGUAAUCGAAGCGACUAAAGUAGAAAAGAUUGUUGAAGAUGUAGUCGAAGUUGAAAAGAAAAAGGUCCAAGUCGAGGAUCGUAGGAGGAAACACAAGCAACGUACGCAAGUCGAGAUAUCUAUCACGGACAAAGAUAAGAAAAUUGCACCGAGAUUUAUUCAGAAACUUCAACCCGUUAUCGCGCAACCUGAAACAACUGCGAAAUUCACGUGUACAGUAUUUGGCAAUCCAUUCCCUGAAAUUACCUGGUACAGAAACGAGCAGGAACUUCACGCGAGUGAGAAGUACAUAAUGACUAUCUACGAAACGACCGCAUCGUUGGAGAUAACGAAGGUGAAGGAAGAGGACGCUGGAAUGUAUUCCUGCAGAGCGUCAAAUCCGGCUGGAGUAGCUACGUCCACCGUCAAUCUCGUGAUAUUUGAAAAAGAAGAAGAGGGCAUAGCGCCACAUUUCGCGACACCAAUAAAGCCUCUCAUGGUGGAGGAGCACAAGCCAGCUCUGCUCGAAUGCAUCGUCACUGGCACACCGAUGCCGGAAGUGAAGUGGUACCGUGGUGAAGAAGAGCUGAAACCAGAAAAGGGCAGAGAGAUCACGUUCAAUCCGGAAACUGGGGAGGCGAAGUUGCACAUAUUGGAACCGACCGAGGAGGAUGAGACAAUAUAUCGCGUACGAGCCGUGAACAAAUUCGGACGCGCUGAAUGCAGAGCGAAUCUGGUCAUUAGUAACGUGGUGAGGGUGAGCAAACCGGAAGUUCUGAGGUCGCCAAAGAUCACUAGACCUCUGCCAGCUUUGGUCGCCGAGUUUGGAAAGCCUUUGACGUUGUCCGCUGAUUUCGAGAGCAAACCUACACCGGAAGUGAAAUGGUACCGUAACGGAGCCGAGAUCGUACCGUCUGACAAGCGUGUGAUUAAGAUUUACGAAAAUACGACGGAGUUGUACAUUCCUGAAGUGACGAAGAAGGAUGGAGGGAAGUAUGAGGUCCGAGUGGAAAAUCCUGUAGGUGAGGCGAGAAGUUCUGGUUCUGUGACGGUGAAGAAACGAGAGGACAAGACGGAUGAGGUGAAAGCACCGAGAUUUAUCGAGCCGCUGCAACCGCAAAUCGUAACCGAGGGAGAAGUCGUGAUCAUGGAAACACGUGUCGAUUCCUAUCCGACAGCCUCUUUCCAAUGGUUCCACGAUACUCGUCCUCUGGAGUCUACGCCACAGGUGAGGAUCGUAACUCAAGAGAACAAAUCGAUCCUAAUGAUCAAGGAGAUCAAGCCCGAGUACUCGGGUACGUACACUUGUCGUGCCGAGAACGUUGGCGGAUCUGUCACUUGCACGGCAACCAUAAAUCUACUGGAUACGCCUUGGGAGGAAACUGUGGAGCUGGUUUCACCGACGUUUGUCAAACGAUUGUCGCCGGUCAGGGUCAUGGAUGGUGAAAGCGCUAACCUGACGUGCAUCGUUCAGGGAAAACCCACACCUAGGGUCGAGUGGUAUCACGAUAACAAACCGAUCAAGGAGGGCAAGGAGAUCACGAUCGUGCAAGACACAGAAGGUGUUUGCAGUUUGGCCAUAACUGAAGUAUUUCCAGAGGAUGCUGGAGAAUACACUUGUCGUGCCGUGAAUCCUGUUGGGGAAGCGGUUUGCACAUCGUCACUUAUCGUGGAAGCAUACGAGUACGUACCGGAUUCAGAAAUCGCUUCUUCGAUUGUCGCAACAUCUCUUACUACAGGGCAAAGCGGUUCAGAGGAGGAUCUUUUAUCUCCAAAGGAAACACCUUUGUUCGAUACGGACGAGGAAUCUGCGCCAGAAAUAGUGAAAAAACUUCCUCAAUUAAUUCCUACCAAAGUUGGAGAACUAACUAGGUUGGAAGUGAAAGUGAAAGGAAAACCAAAACCAGAAGGAAAAUGGUACAAGCAGGGCGUCGAGAUCGUGUCGUCCCAAGAAUUCUUGAUCGAGGAAUUCGAGGAUGGCACUUCUGUGUUAACGAUAGCCGAAACUUAUCCAGACGACAUGGGUGAGAUUGUGUUCGAGGUGCACAAUCCACUCGGCGUAUCGACCACGACUACCUAUCUAUCGGUAGAAGGAAUCGUCGGAACGAAGGAGUACAGAAAGCCAUCAUGGGUCACCCAGAUGGAGGAGAUGCAAGAAGCUCUAAGAGCCACGCAAUCUGUACCACGAUUCAUUCAAGAGAUUACCGAUGUUUAUGCGAAGGAAGGUGAAACCGCGGUGUUCGAAUGCAUAUACUCUGGCAAUCCUGUUCCAGACGUUGUAUGGUAUAAGAACGAUAAGAUGAUCACCAAUACCCCGAACGUGAAAAUACGUCUCUUGGACGAGGAGAAAAAGACAAUAUUGACAAUUAAACAUGCGACCGAAGAAGACGAUGCCACUUACGUGUGCAAAGCUACAAGUGAGAUAGGUUUAACAACGACGAAAGCUAAAUUACAUGUAACAGAAAUAACUGGCAAGAAAAUCUUCAUGGACGAAGAACAAUUCGAAGAGCAAAUAGUAGAAGAGAAACCUAAAAAGAAACCGGAAGAAGAGAAGCCUCACAAGAAGAAGAAGCCAGAAAUGAAGAAGGCUAAAGAGACGAAGGAAAAAGUGAAAGGGGAACGUGUAAAGAUAGACAAGAAGGAGUUGCAUAAAGAGAAACUGAUUCCCAAGGAACAGCCAGAAGAAAAGAAAAUUGUGGAUAUCGAAGAAACUCAAACGCUUGAAACGACAGAAAUUAUUGAAGAACAACCGACAGAGGUAACACGAGCAAAGAAAGUGAUGCCGAUCCAAGAGCCACUAAUAACAGAGGCGACCGCGUCAUUGAAGAAAAUCGACGAUGAAAAAGCGCGGGAAAUUAUACUAAAGACGGAAGAACGCGCAAAGAGGGUGUUGGAGGAGCGAGAAGGAGUGGUGGUUUCAGAAAUGGCCAUCGAAGACACGGCCCGUGAUUUCACGAUAGAAUCGGUGGUCGAUCGUGCACAGAUCACGUCGGAGACAUUGCAAACUGUCUCCGUGUCGGAAGUGCACACGGAGGCCAGCGUUCAAGAGAUCAGACGAGUGGACACGAAAAGGAAAGCAAAGAAAACCGUGGUGACAGAGGAGGAGGAGCUUCCAAGAGAAAUCGUAGUUGAGGAGAAGCCGAAAAAGAAGAAGAAGGAGAAGCUGAAAGUGAGGGAAGAAGUGACCAUCGAGGAAAUAGUGGAGAGACAAAAGGAGAAUAUCGCGAGAGAGGUAGAAGAAAUUAUGGAAACACUUCACGCGAAAGAGUUCGGGCCAGGAGAGGCUCCUCUUCGAGAAUUGGCCACCAUCGGUUUUUUGGUACGCCAGGGUGUCUCUGUGAACGAGAUCAACGAGAGCUUAUACAAAACGGACAAUUUCCCUGCGUUGAAAACCCCCGAGGCUCAGAAUGCGCUUGUCCAAUUGGUCGAGAGGGAGGGUCAUGGGCCAUUGAUUACCCAAGUUCUGACAGAAGAAACAACUACUGACGAAAGUGUGGUGGCUGCUACCGUCGGCUUCCGCGCCUUCAUGAGAAUGAUCGAGUUGCAACACGUCACCGUUGAAGAAGUCCUCACUCAUUUCGCACCGGAGGACUUUCGACCGCGAGCUUGGGAGGUCACAGAAGCCACGGAAGUUGAAACGGAGGAACGGAUUACGGAACGAGUGGAUGUCAUACACAAAACGGAAGUCCAUUUCAUGGAGAGGAGGGACGAAAGAAAAGCCAUCCGCACGCAGGAUAUUCGAGACAUUAAAGAAUACGAGGACACACGGCAGGCACACACGACACUGCGCGAACGAAAAUUAACGAAACCGAAGGAACAAAUCGAGGAGAAAAAAGAAGAUAGGGGCGUGGGGGUUCAGGUUGUAGAAAUCGAGGAAAUUGAGGAAACCGAAACUGGGAGGAAGAAGACAAAGGACGCGGAAGAGAUUGAGGAAGAAAUCGAGACAAUUAUCAUUGAAACAGACUCGAAGCACAAACUGGCUCAAAAAGAAAAGAAACGCGUGGAUGUAGAAGAAGAGGAAAUCAUAGAAAAAGAGAGAAAGGAAUUGAUACCUAAACGGCCACAUAUUAGACGAAAUGAAGUUGAAAUGGAAGAAAUCGAAGAGUUCGAGAUAAAAGAAGACAGAUCUAUGCCUUCCCUCAUAUUAAAUGUUCCUAGCCAACGUCAUCAGAUAAUACCUUUGGAUCGUACCAUCGAACAAGCACCUGGUAAACCAGAAUUGGAAAAAGCCAAACUAACAAUGGACACUAUUACGCCGUUAACUGAACAUUUUGUCCCUAUUCAAGAGAAAGAAAUCGAUGAUAUUAGCCAAAUUAAACUUAUAGAACGAAAAGCAUCUUUGUCUAUUUCGCCAAUAGAACCUUAUUCCAUCAUGGAAACAACCGUCCAAGCUUCUACUGGCGAAUUCGCGGGUAUUUUUAAACCUACAUUCUACGAAGCGACACGUGGUAUCGUGCCAUCCGAAAGUUUGGUAAUCAGCGAAACUCUGGCCAACGACGCUGGAUUAUCCAGUUUAAUCAUUAAUAAACAGGAAAUCAGUAAAACUGCAGAUGUUAGUGUGGCUCUUCAGGAAGCCACGACUGUUUAUGAAACCAUGGUAAGUCAAAAGGAAGCUCCAACAGAAGAUUUCGUGUCACCAUUGACUGUUAGAGCAGAAGACAUUAUUCUUCCUCAAAUAGGAUUGUCUGUGUAUGAGAUUCAGGAAGGAUUAACAGAAGAUAAGUUAGAACCCUUGAAGACUUUACCAACUAAACCUAGAGUGAACAUCGCUGCGGUUGAACCAUUAGUUGUGGAAGAAGUUAGAGCAGAGGACAAACCAGGAAAGUAUUACCCAGAACUUGUAGUUCCGACAGAGGUCGCCACUGAGACCGUAAUUCCUCAACGACAACGAGUGACUGAGGAAAUGUACGCACCUGAAAAGGAGGGCAUGUAUGUUCCAGGAAGAUUACCACCUAGUCAGAAAGCACAAGUUGGAAUAUCUUAUGGAAACGAAACUGCUACAGUUCAGCAGAAUAUCGUACAGGAAAGUGAAGGGGUAUUUAUUUCAGAAAGAAAAACUGACACCUUUGAAGCUACGCCCAAUGUCACUGUACUUGAAGGAAUUUCCGUGUCCACAGUUCAAGCUCAAGAUAUAGAAAGCGACUUAACGAUUGAAGAGAUGAAGAAAGCAGUAGCUGAUUUGAACAUCAUUGAGAUCACAUCAGCAGUGACGAGUGAAACUGUGCCAUCUGAGAAAGAGAAAGAAUAUCAACUCGAAGACAAACCUGCUAUCAAAACGGCUGAGACGUCUAUUUCCUUAUUGGAAAUCGGUUCCAUCGCGAGCACUAUUAUUCAAGAGUCUGAAGGAAUUUAUCAUCCUGAUCAGAAACCAACUAAAGUAUUGGCAGAAACUUCUAUCAAACCUGAAGAAUAUGUGCAGAUAUCUGAGAUUCAAACAGCGGAUUAUCCAUCUGAUUUUAAGGAAGAAUUAAAAUAUGUGCAAGAAAGUGGAACAAUUGCUGUACAAUUAAUAGAGGCUAAAAUGAUCCAGGAAACUAUGACCCAUGAUCGUGAAGCAAAGAUGGAGGAAUUAAUAAAACCAGAAGAACGUGUUGUAAAGACAAGUUAUGACGCCAUUAAAAGUGUCGAAGUAUUCCAAACUACAUCCAUAGAGAAGGAAGCUGAUCUAAAAAUCUUCGAAAUGCCAGAAUCUCAUCGUGGAAAGACAGUACCAACUCAUCCUGUUGUUUCAUUGGAAAUCGAAAUGACUCAACCGGAAGAUAAUUUAGGUAUGAUAAAAAAGGAAGUUCCAUCAUCUAGUAUCGCUAAAAUAGAACCUAUUGCUUUGCAAGAAACCAUAAUAGGUGAAACUGUGAUCGCUGAAGAUGUGGCACCGGUUCAAAAAGACAAAGUUCCUGAAUUCAAGAUAGCCGAAGUGACGAUGAACGAGAUCGAGAGUUUACACACCACAAUGGUGAUAGCUAGCGAAAAAGAAGCUGAAUAUAUAGAAAUUUCUGAAAUGAAAGGAGCUUAUGCUACUACAGAAUUCACUACACAGGUAGCGCCAAUUUUCGAAGAGAUUAGAACUCACUCACCUACAGAAGAAUAUAUCUCGGAAAAGAAAGCAAUCUCCAGCGUGGCUCAAUCGUCGCACAUUCCAUUAGAAAGUGUAACAAUUGCUAUGCAAGAAUUGGCAGAAAAGGAAGACUUGUACAUGACUGAAAUACAACCAAAUAAGAAGAUUGCGAUUGUCGAAUUGACCGAACCUAGACCUGGUCCAAUUAUUCUUGAAGUUAUUUCUCAUGAUCGUGAGAAUGUGUACAAUCCUAAUGUAAAACCACAAGAUUACACUGCUGAAACUUUAGUGUCUGGUCAUAAAGUUGCAUUAAAAUCUGAGACUUUAGUGGAACAAAGCACUGCUAACAUGAGCAUCGAUAAACCUCAAUCAAAAAAGGCCAUACCACAACGAGAUAUUUUGGAAGAAUUGAUCGUAACAGAGACAACUAUUGCUGAGACUGAAAAGAUUAGAGAAGCGGAUAUUCUUCCAACUAUCCAAAGUGCAGAGAUUGAAAUUCAAUCGAAAACUGAAAAAUUAACCGUGAUCGAGGUGACAAGUAUCCAGGAAGAAGAAAAAUUAGAAAUAGAAAAGAUACCAAAGGAAAGAAAAGUUGUUCUGGGUAUCACUGGAGGACAUGAAGUGGCUGAAAUGCAGGAAACUGUUCUAGCAAGUAAUGUUAACAUUUUAAAAGAAGAAAAAAUCAAAGAAGAUCACGCUAAUCAACAACAAAGUGGAUUAGAAGUUGUAGAGCAGACGGAAAUAUCAAUCUCUGAGAAAGAAUCUCCUCUUCAAAAAGACAUAAGACCUGAUAUCAAAAUCGUUGAAGUUACAUUCCAAGAAGGGGAGAGUAUUGUGGUAGGUAUAACGCAUCCUGAGGAUAAAGAGGGAAUAUUCACUCCAGAAGAAAAACCAAAAAAUGUAGAAGCUACAGUAGAUAUCAUUACGCAAGGAGUAGCAUCCAAGUUUGAAAUUUUGAGUGAUACAGGCUUGAGUGAUUUACCGGAUGAAACGGUUCAAAAGAUGAAACCUAAAACUACGAUAUUACCUAUCGAAGCUGCAAUUGCUCAAGAAGUACACACCAGAGAAACAGAGGCACCAUUCAGUGAAAUUAAACCUAACGAUAAGAAAGCGAAUCUCGAGUUUGUGACAGGCGAAGGUUUGAUUAUUUCAGCGAUUACAACUGAAGAUAAGGAGAGUCUACUUCCAGAAACUGAAAAACCAAAAACCAAAUCCGCCAGUUUCGACAUUCCAACGCAUUUCGUAGCUCAGACCAUCGAGACUACUACUACAGACAAUGUAGGCGAAUUUAAACGAGAAGAAAUACAUGUAGCUACAGCUAUAACUGAUCAUAUCACAUUCCGCAGUGUGAUUACAUCUGAAACAGCUACUGGUGAUCUUGAAAAACCAAUGGAAGACUUCAUUCAACCGGAGAAGAAAAUGAUCGAUGUUUCUUUCCAGGAGGAAGAAGGCAUAACAGUCAUUGAAACAAUUGCAUCAGAUAAAGAGAAAGAGUACUUCAAGAAGCUAGAAAUGCAAGGAGAACAGGCUACUGCAAGCUUCGAUGCACAUAAGGUUGCACAAUUAACAGAAAUCAAUCCAGCUUCUAUUUCUGGAGAUUUAACUAUGCUUGCUCCAAUUACAGUAGCUGCUAAGGAAGAACGAUUACCAUUUGAAAGCAUUGUUCAAACAGAAACCAUUGUGUCUGAAACUGAAAAGGAAUUUAAGGAUAAACCUAUAAUUACUAAUAAAGCGGAGGUUUCUAUCAAUGAAAUCAUUAGUGCAACGACAACUACUGAGAUUCCAGCUGAUAAAGAAGAUAUUCUUCAGAUAUUUGAGAAACCAUCUGAGAAACAAGCUAGUGUACAAUUCGCUGGACACAUGAUUGCGGAAAAGAUUGAAGUAACUGUCGAUUCCAGUGCUGGUAAAUUGAAGAAGAUAAAACCGGUCUCCGCAUUAGCAGUGCCAUCUAGCAUCCCCUUAGAAGCUGUAAUUAGCUCGGAAAUUCAACCAACUGAAAUUGAAGGACCAUUUAUCAAAGAUAAAAGACCAUUGAAGGCUAUAGCAGACUUAUCUGUAGUAGAAGAGCAAAGUGUACAAGUAUCAGCCGUGAUCAUGGAAGAUAAAGAAGAAGAAUACAAGUCUAAAAAUUUACCAGAGAUAAAGACUGCUGGAAAGAGCCUUGUUUCUGGUCAUAUAGUAGCUGAAACGACUAUGCAGAUUGUAGAUUUCAGCACUGGAGAAUUCAUUCAAGAAAAGCCAUCAGGUGCUAUUGCUAUAUCAGAACAUGUUCCGUUCAUUUCAUUGAUAGAAUCUCAACCAAUUAUACAGGAAAGCGAAGACAAAUUCAUACCAGGCCAAUUACCAGAAAACAAGACCGCCAUUGUAGAUCUUGAAGAGAGUAAAAAAAUCGUAAUUGUGUCUCAAGUAACUCCAGCAGACAAAGAAUCUUUAUAUAUUUCUGAAGAACUGCCAUCAAAGCAUGCAGCCUCGUUUGGAUUAGACACCAUUCAUGGAAUUGCUGAAACAACCACUAUCUCUGUAGAGGAUUCAAUAAGUGAAGUGAAAUUAAAGAAACCGGACACCAAGAAAGCAUCAACUACUCAAGAAUUGUAUCAAAGCUUGUUGGUCACGCAAGACAUCGUUCAAGAUCAAGAAAAUACCUUUGAAGAGAAGUUUAAGCCAACUGUUCAAAAGAUAGAAGUAUCUAUCGAAGAAGGCAAACGUGUGACUAAUGUUAUCGAAGUUAGCGCAGCCGAUAAAGAAGAGAUAUUAAAGACAGUCCAAGAAGAAAUAAGAUCAGUAGUGCCGAUUAUUGUCUCUGGACACGAAGUAGCGGAAAGAUCUGAAAUUAUACCACAUUUGAGUACUGGAGAAAUGGACAUCAUUAAGCCUACCACAGCCACUGCACAAGUAGGGCAAAAACCAUUUGAAACGAUCGAGAUGAUAGAACAAGUUCUAGCAGAAAAAGAAAUAGACAAGGUCGAGGAAAUAUCACCACAGAAGACUAAUGCUCGAAUCACCGUAGACGAAAACAGAUUUAUUGCUAUCACAGAAGCGACCACAGCACAAGAUGUCGAGGCUGAAAUGUCGAUAAUUAAGAAACCUCGCGAAGAAAUGGCAAAAUCAUCGAUGGAGGGUAAAGAAGUUGCUGAACAAAUGGAAGUAAGUCUCAGAGAAGAAUUGGGAAACUUACCUGUAGCGCAACGACCAACAACAUUUGAAGCAUAUCCGACGCAAAUCACAUUAGAAUGCGUUGAUAUCAGUGAGACUAUUCCUCAAGAACAUAGCACAGUAUUCGAAGAAAAGAUGAAGGUAGACGAACGAAGUGCGAAAGUGAGCUUUGUUGAAGGAAAGAGCAUUAAUAUUUCUCAUGUUAUUUCUCAAGAUAAGGAAGAUACAAUGAUUAUACAAAAACGUGAAGAGAGCACAGCGGAAAUGACUCUGACAAAGGUUGGAAUGGAUGUAGCACAAAAAGCUCAGGUAUUUAUUGAGCAGAGCACUGGAUUGGUUCAGCCAUUUGAGAAACGCGAAGUACAAGCUCAUCAUAAACAGGAUGCUCUAGAACCGAUUAUUGUGGAAGAAAUUCCAAGUGCAGAAAGUGAAGGAGUUUUUGACAAAUAUCCAAAAACAGUUUUUUCUACAGCAAUACAAACGUUCGAGCAAGAUCAUGGAAUAUCGAUAACGGAAGUCACUUCAGCGGAAGUAGAGUCUGUGCUGAAAGAAAAGAAAAUGGAUAUUUCGCAGACAGCUAAUAGUACUCUUAUUAUGGAACGUAAUAUUGUUGAAACAUCUAUGAUCGAAUCUCAAAUUAGCAUACCGGAUAAAAUAGAACAAAUAAGCAUGAAGCCUCAAGUAGCUGUUCCUGAACAAGAUACUUUCGAGAGCAUCAUAGUGAACGAAAAUAUAGUGGAAGAAAGCGAGCGCACGUUCGAAGAUGUGUUCCAACCUCAGACUCAAAAAGCAGAUAUCGAUAUACAAAAAGUGACAUCUCUUCAGGUAUCAGAAACAAUCACGGAAGAUAAGGAAAGUGUUUUCGAUGUGGUACCUAAACGAGAAGAGGUCAAAGCUACCCAGGACAUCAGUUUGCACGAAACCGUGAUUGGAUCUUUAGUAGAAAGUGUUCAGAGUAUUCAGGAAAUUCACGAAGAGAAACGAAUAUCGUCUCAAGCCACAAUGGCUCAAACUGUGAUAGAAACAGCUGUAAAAAUAGAGACAACUGUUGGCGAAAGAGAAGAUACGUUCGAAGGAAAAAACUUUAAACUUGAACAGCAAAAAGGCAAACCUCAGAUGGAAGGACUCAGCACUGUCAUUGUCACGGAAAUUGUUUCUAAUGAGAUUGAAGAUGUUUUACCAGCAACAGUUACACCCAAAGAACAACAGGCUCAGCCUAUUCUUACAGGCAGAGAAGUUCCAGAAGUAACACAAGUAAUUGCUGCGUCGACUACUGAAGAAUUCGAAAAAGUAACUCAAUUGAAAAAACAGCAAGGCAAAAUAGAAAUGGAAGAGAUGUCUUCCGUCACAAUUUCUGAAGUAAUCUCUAAUGAAACCGAAGAUAUAUUUGUUUUGAAAACCAUACCUAAAGAUCAGAAAGCAAACUUUAAUAUUUUAGGCAAUGAAAUCGCAGAAACGUCUCAAGUAACCACUAUAAUAGAAACAGAAGAUCUUGCAUUGAAAAGACCCGAAGAACAAAAGGGAAAACCUACAUUAGAUGAAUUGACAUCUCUCACAGUUUCACAUGUGGUAUCCGAAGAAGCAGAGGAAACAUUAUCAUUGGCUAAAGUUCCAAAAGAAAAGACAGCUCACCCAAGUUUGACCGGAAGAGAUGUUGCGGAGAUCAUACAAAUAUUGGCUAUUGCUAGUGUCGAGAAAUUCGUAGCAUCUAAGGCUCCGGAAGAACAGAAAGGUAAGAUACAAGUGGAGGAAUUGGCACCUUUAACUGUCUCACAAGUAAUUUCUCAAGAAGCGGAGGAAACAUUACCUACACCGGAAAUACCGGUCGAAAGAGAGGCCCAACCCAGCCUUAUAAGCAGAGAUGUGGCACAAACAAUGGAAAUAUUGACUAUGGCAAAUAUUGAUACUUUAGCUGAAGAUAAAAAGCCUGGAGAACAAAAAAGUGUUCCUGGUUUGGAGGAAUUUGUUCCUUUAUCCGUAUUACAGACGAUUUCUACGGAAACGGAGGACGUGUUAGUCAGUCCUAAAGUACCGACAAAGAAAAUUGCUCAAUCGAGUUUGACCGGUCACGAUGUGGCAGAGACAAUGCAGAUAUUAACUAUGAUGGCUACUAAGGAAUUAAUAGCUGAUCGUGCACCAGAAAAACAAAAAGGAAAACCAAAUAUAGAAGAAUUGACAUCCGUUAUGGUUUCUCAAACAGUAUUUCAUGAGACUGAAGAGACAUUGGAGGAACAGGUAGCUCCAAGUACAGUGAUUGCUAAACCUGCACUGACAGGUAGAGAAGUCGCUGAAAUUAGUCAGGUUCUUACUGUGGCUAAUGUAGAGGAAUUAGAAAAAGGUAAACUACCAGAACAACAGAAAGGAAAACCAAACGUGGAGGAACUGACUUCUAUUACAGUUUCUCAAGCAGUGUUUCAUGAGACUGAAGAAACAUUGGAAAAACAGGCAGCUCCAAGUACAGUGAUUGCUAAACCUGCACUGACGGGCAGAGAAGUCGCUGAAGUCAGUCAAAUUCUUACUGUGGCUAAUGUAGAGGAAUUAGAAAAAGAUAAACUACCAGAACAACAAAAAGGAAAACCAAAUGUAGAGGAAUUGACUUCUAUCACGGUUUCUCAAACGGUAUCUCACGAAACUGAAGAGAUAUUGAAACAGAUAACUCCAAGUACAAUGAUUGCUAAACCUGCAUUAACAGGUAGAGAAGUUGCUGAAGUCAGUCAAGUUCUUACUGAAGUUAGUAUAAAGGAACUAGAAAAAGAUAAACCACCUGAACAACAUAAAGGAAAACUAAAUGUGGAGGAAUUGACUUCUAUCACGGUUUCUCAAACAAUGUUUCAUGAAAUUGAAGAGACGUUGGAGAAACAGGUAGCUCCAAGUACAGUGAUUGCUAAACCUGCACUAACGGGCAGAGAAGUCGCUGAAGUCAGUCAAAUUCUUACUGUGGCUAAUGUAGAGGAAUUAGAAAAAGAUAAACUACCGGAACAACAGAAAGGAAAACCAAAUGUGGAGGAACUGACUUCUAUCACAGUUUCUCAAACAGUGUUUCAUGAGACUGAAGAGACAUUGGAGAAACAGGUAGCUCCAAGUACAGUGAUUGCUAAACCUGCACUGACGGGCAGAGAAAUCGCUGAAGUCAGUCAAAUUCUUACUGUGGCUAAUGUAGAGGAAUUAGAAAAAGAUAAACUACCGGAACAACAGAAAGGAAAACCAAAUGUGGAGGAACUGACUUCUAUCACAGUUUCUCAAACAGUGUUUCAUGAGACUGAAGAAACAUUGGAAAAACAGGCAGCUCCAAGUACAGUGAUUGCUAAACCUGCACUGACAGGUAGAGAAGUCGCUGAAGUCAGUCAAAUUCUUACUGUCACUAGUGCAGAGGAAUUAGAAAAAGAUAAAUUACCGGAACAACAGAAAGGAAAACCAAAUGUGGAGGAAUUGACUUCUAUCACGGUUUCUCAAACAGUGUUUCAUGAGACUGAAGAAACAUUGGAAAAACAGAUAGUUCCAAGUACAGUGAUUGCUAAACCUGCACUGACAGGUAGAGAAGUUGCUGAAGUCAGUCAAAUUCUUACUGUGACUAGUGCAGAGGAAUUAGAAAAAGAUAAACUACCGGAACAACAGAAAGGAAAACCAAAUGUGGAGGAACUGACUUCUAUUACAGUUUCUCAAACAGUAUCUCAUGAGACUGAAGAAACAUUGGAAAAACAGAUAGUUCCAAGUACAGUGAUUGCUAAACCUGCACUGACAGGUAGAGAAGUUGCUGAAGUCAGUCAAAUUCUUACUGUGACUAGUGCAGAGGAAUUAGAAAAAGAUAAACUACCGGAACAACAGAAAGGAAAACCAAAUGUGGAGGAACUGACUUCUAUUACAGUUUCUCAAACAGUAUCUCAUGAGACAGAAGAGACAUUGGAGAAACAAAUAGUUCCAAGUGCAGCGACAGCUACGCCUGCAUUAUUAGGAAGAGAGGUUGCUGAGAUUAGUCAAGUUCUUACGGUGACUAGCAUAGAAGAAUUAGAAAAACGUACAUUGCCCGAAGAGCAAAAGGGAAAACCAAGAUUGGAUGAACUUACAUCCAUAACUAUUUCUCAAAUAGUAUCAAUUGAGUUAGAAGACAAAUUACCAUCUCCUGAGAAGCCAAGCGAGAAGAUCGCACAACCGCAGAUAGCUGGCAGAGAAGUAGCUCAGAAAACAGAGAUUUUAACAGUGACUAAUGUCGAAGAAUUGGAAAAAUCGGAGAAACCAGAAAGUCAAAAAGGAAGACCGGAUGUGGAGGAACUAAGCUUUCUCACCGUUUCCGAAGUGGUGUCCACAGAAGCAGAAAAAGAAUUACCUACUCCAAAAGCUCCCAAAGAACAUAAAGCGCUUCCACAAUUGGAUAGUAUCGAAGUAGCAGAAACAUCUGAAAUAUUAACAAUAACAAAUACAGAAGAACUUCCAAAAUCUAAAAUUCCUGAAGAACAAAAAGGAAAACCUCAAUUAGAGGAAUUGCUUUCUUUAUCUGUCUCAGAAAUUGCAUUUGGUGAAAUGGAAAAGAAUCUCGCUACUCCAGAUGAACCCACUAUUCAAACAGCUAAGCCUAGUUUAAUAGGCAUCCAAGUUGCUCAGAAAUCUCAAGUAAUUCCAUCAGUCACGGCUGGAGAAUUGCAAAAAGAGAUGAAACCAGCUGCCAAACAAAUAAUUCCUGAACAAAUACCAUUCGAAAGUAUUGAGCAAUUGCAAGCAGUGGCCCAGGAAAGCGAAGAUAUCUUUGUUGUGGAAAAAAUAGGCAAAUCAGUUAAAGCUGAGAUGUCGUUCCGCGUGUCUGAAAGCGUGGAAGUGACGCAGGUAAUGGCUACGGAACAAGAAUCAAAAGAGGUGAUUAAAGGCGUUGCCAAAGAAGUUUCUGCUCAACCUGAUGUAAUCAAACACGAGGUUGCUUUGAAAACAGAAGUCCAGUUAGCAGACGUAGCUGAUGAAUUCAAAGUGAUAAAACCGGAAGGCAAAAUGGCCAAAGGUGUAGAUGAGAUUCAACAGAGUGUAAUCGUUACAGAACCACUGAAUGCCGGUGAGAUUGAGUCAGAAAUGUCCGAGUCUGUAUUACCUUCCGCAAAGUUAGCGAACAUUAUUGUCGAAGCAGAACACCUGGAACACGUUAUGGAAACUACAGAAGUACCAGCGCAACAACAUCACAUCACAAUCACACAACACACAACAAAACACGAUACGCCACAGUUGAUUGAAUCAGAUACAGAGGUAAUAGAAGAAUACACGACGAAAUUUAGACGCGGAAGCAAAGAAGAUGAAACUGCAGCAGUUAAAACAAAGAAAACAAUUAUACGUAAGAAAAAGCCAAAGAACGAAGAAGACAAUGUCGUCGUCAUUGAGGAAGAAUUGGAGGAUAUCAAGCCAAAAAUACCAUCAAUACCAAAGAAACAAUUUAUGCCGAUUGAAGAAGUAACGACAACAAUAGAUGUAGAAGAAAUAAUACCAACCAGAAUAGAAGAGGCAGAGGAAGUAGAGCAAAAAGAAAUAAAAGCACUUCCUGCUCAAGAAAAAGUUAAACCUACGGAAAUAGAGGAGGUAAAGGAACAGAUAACAGUCACAGAGGACACAACGAAAUUAGGCAAACCAAAAAAGACUACCAAAAAGAAAAUUAUCAAACGACAUGGAAAGGAACAAAAAGUGACAGAAGUGGUUACAGUUGAAGAGGAAGAAAAGGCACCUGAAACGACAGUAACAGAAGGGCCAGUGGAGGAAAUAGUUGAAGAAACGAUAAAAUCUCUUCCAGGUUUAGAAAUGGUUGUGCCUACUGAAGUAGAGGAGGUAAAGGAACAGGUAACAGUCACAGAGGAAAUAACAAAAUUAGGCAAACCAAAGAAGACCACCAAAAAGAAAAUUAUUAAACGACGUGGAAAGGAACAACAAGUAACAGAAGUUGUUACAGUUGAAGAGGAAGGAAAGGCACCUGAAACGACAGUAACAGAAGGGCCAGUGGAGGAAAUAGUUGAAGAAACGAUAAAACCUCUUCCUGGUUUAGAAAAAGUUGUGCCUACUGAAGUAGAGGAGGUAAAGGAACAGGUAACAGUCACAGAGGAAACAACAAAAUUAGGCAAACCAAAGAAGACCACCAAGAAGAAAAUUAUCAAACGACGUGGAAAGCAACAACAAGUUACAGAAGUGGUUACAGUUGAAGAGGAAGGAAAGGCACCUGAAACGACAGUAACAGAAGGACCAGUGGAGGAAAUAGUUGAAGAAACGAUAAAACCUCUUCCUGGUUUAGAAAAAGUUGUGCCUACUGAAGUAGAGGAGAUAAAGGAACAGGUAACAGUCACAGAGGAAACAACAAAAUUAGGCAAACCAAAGAAGACCACCAAAAAGACAAUUAUCAAACGACGUGGAAAGGAACAACAAGUAACAGAAGUGGUUACAGUUGAAGAGGAAGGAAAGGCACCUAAAACGACAGUGACAGAAGGGCCAGUGGAGGAAAUAGUUGAAGAAACGAUCAAACCUCUUCCUGACUUAGAAAAGGUUGUGCCUACUGAAGUAGAGGAGGUAAAGGAACAGGUAACAGUCACAGAGGAAAUAACAAAAUUAGGCAAACCGAAGAAGACCACCAAAAAGAAAAUUAUCAAACGACGUGGAAAGGAACAACAAGUAACAGAAGUUGUUACAGUUGAAGAGGAAGGAAAGACACCUAAAACGACAGUGACAGAAGGGCCAGUGGAGGAAAUAGUUGAAGAAACGAUAAAACCUCUUCCUGGUUUAGAAAAAGUUGUGCCUACUGAAGUAGAGGAUGUAAAGGAACAGGUAACAGUCACAGAGGAAAUAACAAAAUUAGGCAAACCAAAGAAGAUCACCAAGAAGAAAAUUGUCAAACGACGUGGAAAGCAACAACAAGUUACAGAAGUGGUUACAGUUGAAGAGGAAGGAAAGGCACCUGAAACGACAGUGACAGAAGGGCCAGUGGAGGAAAUAGUUGAAGAAACGAUAAAACCUCUUCCUGGUUUAGAAAAUGUUGUGCAUACUGAAGUAGAGGAGGUAAAGGAGCAGGUAACAGUCACAGAGGAAAUAACAAAAUUAGGCAAACCCAAGAAGACCACCAAGAAGAAAAUUAUCAAACGACGUGGAAAGGAACAACAAGUAACAGAAGUUGUUACAGUUGAAGAGGAAGGAAAGGCACCUGAAACGACAGUAACAGAAGGGCCAGUGGAGGAAAUAGUUGAAGAAACGAUAAAACCUCUUCCUGGUUUAGAAAAAGUUGUGCCUACUAAAGUAGAGGAGGUAAAGGAACAGGUAACAGUCACAGAGGAAACAACAAAAUUAGGCAAACCAAAGAAGACCACCAAAAAGAAAAUUAUCAAACGACGUGGAAAGGAACAACAAGUAACAGAAGUUGUUACAGUUGAAGAGGAAGGAAAGGCACCUAAAACGACAGUGACAGAAGGGCCAGUGGAGGAAAUAGUUGAAGAAACGAUAAAACCUCUUCCUGGUUUAGAAAAAGUUGUGCCUACUAAAGUAGAGGAGGUAAAGGAACAGGUAACAGUCACAGAGGAAACAACAAAAUUAGGCAAACCAAAGAAGACCACCAAAAAGAAAAUUAUCAAACGACGUGGAAAGGAACAACAAGUAACAGAAGUUGUUACAGUUGAAGAGGAAGGAAAGGCACCUGAAACGACAGUAACAGAAGGGCCAGUGGAGGAAAUAGUUGAAGAAACGAUAAAACCUCUUCCUGGUUUAGAAAAAGUUGUGCCUACUGAAGUAGAGGAGGUAAAGGAACAGGUAACAGUCACAGAGGAAAUAACAAAAUUAGGCAAAUCAAAGAAGACCACCAAAAAGAAAAUUAUCAAACGACGUGGAAAGGAACAACAAGUAACAGAGGUGGUUACAGUUGAAGAGGAAGGAAAGGCACCUAAAACGACAGUAACAGAAGGGCCAGUGGAGGAAAUAGUUGAAGAAACGAUCAAACCUCUUCCUGGUUUAGAAAAGGUUGUGCCUACUGAAGUAGAGGAGGUAAAGGAACAGGUAACAGUCACAGAGGAAAUAACAAAAUUAGGCAAACCAAAGAAGACCACCAAAAAGAAAAUUAUCAAACGACGUGGAAAGGAACAACAAGUAACAGAAGUUGUUACAUUUGAAGAGGAAGGAAAGGCACCUGAAACGACAGUAACAGAAGGGCCAGUGGAGGAAAUAGUUGAAGAAACGGUAAAACCUCUUCCUGGUUUAGAAAAAGUUGUGCCUACUGAAGUAGAGGAGGUAAAGGAACAGGUAACAGUCACAGAGGAAACAACAAAAUUAGGCAAACCAAAGAAGACCACCAAAAAGAAAAUUAUCAAACGACGUGGAAAGGAACAACAAGUAACAGAAGUUGUUACAGUUGAAGAGGAAGGAAAGGCACCUAAAACGACAGUGACAGAAGGGCCAGUGGAGGAAAUAGUUGAAGAAACGAUCAAACCUCUUCCUGGUUUAGAAAAGGUUGUGCCUACUGAAGUAGAGGAGGUAAAAGAACAGGUAACAGUCACAGAGGAAAUAACAAAAUUAGGCAAACCAAAGAAGACCACCAAGAAGAAAAUUAUCAAACGACGUGGAAAGGAACAGCAAGUAACAGAAGUUGUUACAGUUGAAGAAGAAGGAAAGGCACCUAAAACGACAGUGACAGAAGGGCCAGUGGAGGAAAUAGUUGAAGAAACGAUAAAACCUCCUCCUGGUUUAGAAAAAGUUGUGCCUACUAAAGUAGAGGAGGUAAAGGAACAGGUAACAGUCACAGAGGAAACAACAAAAUUAGGCAAACCAAAGAAGACCACCAAAAAGAAAAUUAUCAAACGACGUGGAAAGGAACAACAAGUAACAGAAGUUGUUACAGUUGAAGAGGAAGGAAAGGCACCUGAAACGACAGUAACAGAAGGGCCAGUGGAGGAAAUAGUUGAAGAAACGAUAAAACCUCUUCCUGGUUUAGAAAAAGUUGUGCCUACUGAAGUAGAGGAGGUAAAGGAACAGGUAACAGUCACAGAGGAAAUAACAAAAUUAGGCAAAUCAAAGAAGACCACCAAAAAGAAAAUUAUCAAACGACGUGGAAAGGAACAACAAGUAACAGAGGUGGUUACAGUUGAAGAGGAAGGAAAGGCACCUAAAACGACAGUAACAGAAGGGCCAGUGGAGGAAAUAGUUGAAGAAACGAUCAAACCUCUUCCUGGUUUAGAAAAGGUUGUGCCUACUGAAGUAGAGGAGGUAAAGGAACAGGUAACAGUCACAGAGGAAAUAACAAAAUUAGGCAAACCAAAGAAGACCACCAAAAAGAAAAUUAUCAAACGACGUGGAAAGGAACAACAAGUAACAGAAGUUGUUACAUUUGAAGAGGAAGGAAAGGCACCUGAAACGACAGUAACAGAAGGGCCAGUGGAGGAAAUAGUUGAAGAAACGGUAAAACCUCUUCCUGGUUUAGAAAAAGUUGUGCCUACUGAAGUAGAGGAGGUAAAGGAACAGGUAACAGUCACAGAGGAAACAACAAAAUUAGGCAAACCAAAGAAGACCACCAAAAAGAAAAUUAUCAAACGACGUGGAAAGGAACAACAAGUAACAGAAGUUGUUACAGUUGAAGAGGAAGGAAAGGCACCUAAAACGACAGUGACAGAAGGGCCAGUGGAGGAAAUAGUUGAAGAAACGAUCAAACCUCUUCCUGGUUUAGAAAAGGUUGUGCCUACUGAAGUAGAGGAGGUAAAAGAACAGGUAACAGUCACAGAGGAAAUAACAAAAUUAGGCAAACCAAAGAAGACCACCAAGAAGAAAAUUAUCAAACGACGUGGAAAGGAACAGCAAGUAACAGAAGUUGUUACAGUUGAAGAAGAAGGAAAGGCACCUAAAACGACAGUGACAGAAGGGCCAGUGGAGGAAAUAGUUGAAGAAACGAUCAAACCUCUUCCUGGUUUAGAAAAGGUUGUGCCUACUGAAAUAGAUCAGGUAAAGGAACAGGUAACAGUAACAGAGGAAAUAACAAAAUUAGGCAAACCAAAGAAGACCACCAAGAAGAAGAUUGUCAAACGACGUGGAAAGCAACAACAAGUUACAGAAGUGGUAACAGUUGAAGAGGAAGGAAAGGCACCUGAAACUACAGUAACAGAAGGGCCAGUGGAGGAAAUAGUUGAAGAAACGAUAAAACCUCUUCCUGGUUUAGAAAAAGUUGUGCCUACUGAAGUAGAGGAGGUAAAGGAACAGGUAACAGUCACAGAGGAAAUAACAAAAUUAGGCAAAUCAAAGAAGACCACCAAAAAGAAAAUUAUCAAACGACGUGGAAAGGAACAACAAGUAACAGAGGUGGUUACAGUUGAAGAGGAAGGAAAGGCACCUAAAACGACAGUAACAGAAGGGCCAGUGGAGGAAAUAGUUGCAGAAACGAUCAAACCUCUUCCUGGUUUAGAAAAGGUUGUGCCUACUGAAGUAGAGGAGGUAAAGGAACAGGUAACAGUCACAGAGGAAAUAACAAAAUUAGGCAAACCAAAGAAGACCACCAAAAAGAAAAUUAUCAAACGACGUGGAAAGGAACAACAAGUAACAGAAGUUGUUACAGUUGAAGAGGAAGGAAAGGCACCUGAAACGACAGUAACAGAAGGGCCAGUGGAGGAAAUAGUUGAAGAAACGGUAAAACCUCUUCCUGGUUUAGAAAAGGUUGUGCCUACUGAAAUAGAGGAGGUAAAGGAACAGGUAACAGUUAGAGAGGAAAUAACAAAAUUAGGCAUACCAAAGAAGACCACCAAAAAGAAAAUUAUCAAACGACGUGGAAAGGAACAACAAGUAACAGAAGUUGUUACAGUUGAAGAGGAGGGAAAGGCACCUAAAACGACAGUGACAGAAGGGCCAGUGGAGGAAAUAGUUGAAGAAACGAUCAAACCUCUUCCUGGUUUAGAAAAGGUUGUGCCUACUGAAAUAGAGGAGGUAAAGGAACAGGUAACAGUCACAGAGGAAAUAACAAAAUUAGGCAAACCAAAGAAGACCACCAAAAAGAAAAUUAUUAAACGACGUGGAAAGGAACAACAAGUAACAGAAGUUGUUACAGUUGAAGAGGAAGGAAAGGCACCUAAAACGACAGUAACAGAAGGGCCAGUGGAGGAAAUAGUUGAAGAAACGAUCAAACCUCUUCCUGGUUUAGAAAAGGUUGUGCCUACUGAAGUAGAGGAGGUAAAGGAACAGGUAACAGUCACAGAGGAAAUAACAAGAUUAGGCAAACCAAAGAAGACCGCCAAGAAGAAGGUUGUCAAACGACGUGGAAAGGAACAACAAGUAACAGGAGUUGUUACAGUUGAAGAGGAAGGAAAGGCACCUGAAACGACAGUAACAGAAGGGCCAGUGGAGGAAGUAGUUGAAGAAACAAUAAAACCUCUUCCUGGUUUAGAAAAUGUUGUGCCUACUGAAGUAGAGGAGGUAAAAGAACAGGUAACAGUCACAGAGGAAAUAACAAAAUUAGGCAAACCAAAGAAGACCACCAAAAAGAAAAUUAUCAAACGACGUGGAAAGGAACAACAAGUAACAGAAGUUGUUACAGUUGAAGAGGAAGGAAAGGCACCUAAAACGACAGUGAUAGAAGGGCCAGUGGAGGAAAUAGUUGAAGAAACGAUAAAACCUCUUCCUGGUUUAGAAAAGGUUGUGCCUACUGAAGUAGAGGAGUUGAAGGAGCAGGUAACAGUCACAGAGGAAAUAACAAAAUUAGGCAAACCAAAGAAGACCACCAAAAAGAAAAUUAUCAAACGACGUGGAAAAGAACAACAAGUAACAGAAGUUGUUACAGUUGAAGAGGAAGGAAAGGCACCUAAAACGACAGUGAUAGAAGGGCCAGUGGAGGAAAUAGUUGAAGAAACGAUAAAACCUCUUCCUGGUUUAGAAAAGGUUGUGCCUACUGAAGUAGAGGAGGUAAAGGAGCAGGUAACAGUCACAGAGGAAAUAACAAAAUUAGGCAAACCAAAGAAGACCACCAAGAAGAAAAUUAUCAAACGACGUGGAAAGGAACAACAAGUAACAGAAGUUGUUACAGUUGAAGAAGAAGGAAAGGCACCUGAAACGACAGUAACAGAAGGGCCAAUAGAGAAAAUAGUUGAAGAAACGAUAAAACCUCUUCCUGGUUUAGAAAAGGUUGCGCCUACUGAAGUAGAGGAGGUAAAAGAACAGGUAACAGUCACAGAGGAAAUAACAAAAUUAGGCAAACCAAAGAAGACCACCAAGAAGAAAAUUAUCAAACGACGUGGAAAGGAACAGCAAGUAACAGAAGUUGUUACAGUUGAAGAAGAAGGAAAGGCACCUGAAACGACAGUAACAGAAGGGCCAAUAGAGAAAAUAGUUGAAGAAACGAUAAAACCUCUUCCUGGUUUAGAAAAGGUUGCGCCUACUGAAGUAGAGGAGGUAAAAGAACAGGUAACAGUCACAGAGGAAAUAACAAAAUUAGGCAAACCAAAGAAGACCACCAAAAAGAAAAUUAUCAAACGACGUGGGAAGGAACAACAAGUAACAGAAGUUGUUACAGUUGAAGAGGAAGGAAAGGCACCUAAAACGACAGUGAUAGAAGGGCCAGUGGAGGAAAUAGUUGAAGAAACGAUAAAACCUCUUCCUGGUUUAGAAAAGGUUGUGCCUACUGAAGUAGAGGAGUUGAAGGAGCAGGUAACAGUCACAGAGGAAAUAACAAAAUUAGGCAAACCAAAGAAGACCACCAAAAAGAAAAUUAUCAAACGACGUGGAAAAGAACAACAAGUAACAGAAGUUGUUACAGUUGAAGAGGAAGGAAAGGCACCUAAAACGACAGUGAUAGAAGGGCCAGUGGAGGAAAUAGUUGAAGAAACGAUAAAACCUCUUCCUGGUUUAGAAAAGGUUGUGCCUACUGAAGUAGAGGAGUUGAAGGAGCAGGUAACAGUCACAGAGGAAAUAACAAAAUUAGGCAAACCAAAGAAGACCACCAAAAAGAAAAUUAUCAAACGACGUGGAAAAGAACAACAAGUAACAGAAGUUGUUACAGUUGAAGAGGAAGGAAAGGCACCUAAAACGACAGUGAUAGAAGGGCCAGUGGAGGAAAUAGUUGAAGAAACGAUAAAACCUCUUCCUGGUUUAGAAAAGGUUGUGCCUACUGAAGUAGAGGAGGUAAAGGAGCAGGUAACAGUCACAGAGGAAAUAACAAAAUUAGGCAAACCAAAGAAGACCACCAAGAAGAAAAUUAUCAAACGACGUGGAAAGGAACAACAAGUAACAGAAGUUGUUACAGUUGAAGAAGAAGGAAAGGCACCUGAAACGACAGUAACAGAAGGGCCAAUAGAGAAAAUAGUUGAAGAAACGAUAAAACCUCUUCCUGGUUUAGAAAAGGUUGCGCCUACUGAAGUAGAGGAGGUAAAAGAACAGGUAACAGUCACAGAGGAAAUAACAAAAUUAGGCAAACCAAAGAAGACCACCAAGAAGAAAAUUAUCAAACGACGUGGAAAGGAACAGCAAGUAACAGUAGUUGUUACAGUUGAAGAAGAAGGAAAGGCACCUGAAACGACAGUAACAGAAGGGCCAAUAGAGAAAAUAGUUGAAGAAACGAUAAAACCUCUUCCUGGUUUAGAAAAGGUUGCGCCUACUGAAGUAGAGGAGGUAAAAGAACAGGUAACAGUCACAGAGGAAAUAACAAAAUUAGGCAAACCAAAGAAGACCACCAAAAAGAAAAUUAUCAAACGACGUGGAAAGGAACAACAAGUAACAGAAGUUGUUACAGUUGAAGAGGAAGGAAAGGCACCUAAAACGACAGUGAUAGAAGGGCCAGUGGAGGAAAUAGUUGAAGAAACGAUAAAACCUCUUCCUGGUUUAGAAAAGGUUGUGCCUACUGAAGUAGAGGAGUUGAAGGAGCAGGUAACAGUCACAGAGGAAAUAACAAAAUUAGGCAAACCAAAGAAGACCACCAAAAAGAAAAUUAUCAAACGACGUGGAAAGGAACAACAAGUAACAGAGGUGGUUACAAUUGAAGAGGAAGGAAAGGCACCUGAAACGACAGUAACAGAAGGGCCAGUGGAGGAAAUAGUUGAAGAAACGAUAAAACCUCUUCCUGUUUUAGAAAAAGUUGUGCCUACUGAAGUAGAGGAGGUAAAGGAACAGGUAACAGUCACAGAGGAAAUAACAAAAUUAGGCAAACCAAAGAAGACCACCAAGAAGAAAAUUGUCAAACGACAACAGCAAGUAACUGAAGUUAUUACUGUUGAAGAACAAGGAAAGGAACCUGUUACAACUGUCACUGAAGGCCCUGUUGAAAAAGUGAUUGAGGAAAUGAUAAAAUCUUUACCAAUUUCAGAACGAAUGAAACCAACAGAGAUAGAAGAAGUUCAUGAACAAGUAACUGUUGCUGAAGAAAUAAAGGAAGGCAAACCUAAGAAAAAGAUUACUAAGAAAAAGCAAAUUAGACAAAAAGGAAGAGAACAACAUGUAUCCGAAACUAUCACUGUUGAAGAAGAAGGAAAGCUUCCAGUUAUAACGAUUACUGAAGGUCCUACAGAAGAAAUAAUUGAAGAAACUUUGAAAGUUCUGUCUGCUCCAGAAUACGCUAAACCAGAUGAACUAGAAGAGAUUCGUAAACAAGUUACUAUCACACAAGAAAUGACCGAGGAAGGCAAAUCUAAACAAAUUACGAAGCAAAAGGCCAUAAAACGCAAAGGAAAGAAACAACAAGUGACAGAAAUUGUACUAGUUGAAGAGGAAGGCAAAUCUCCUGUCACAAUUAUUACUGAAGGUCCUAUCGAGGAAAUUGUGAAAGAAACUGUAAGAGCACUUCCUACUGUAGAACGUGUGGACCCAAUAAAAGUAGAAGAAGUAGUUGAAGAAGUAACUGUUACUGAAAUUGUUACCGAGGAAGGUAAACCAGAAAUCGUUAAGAGGAAAAUUCCUAAAAAAGUUUCUAAAAAAGUGUCUAUUCCUAAAGAAGAAAAAGAAGAAAUUCCAGAAGUUCCUGAAAUUUCAUUAAGAAAACUUAAGAAACCAGUUAAACUUGAACGUCUCAAAGUAACUAAAGUCGAAGCCACGAAACUUGAAGUACAAAAAAUACCUAUGGAUAAACCUCAGUUUGCACAAAUUAAAUUGCGUAAAACUCCAACCAUGAAACGACCCGUGGAAAAGAAAGAAAAAAUUCCUCGAGUUCUUCUUCGAAGUCGAAUUAUACCCAUAAAAUGGCCUCCAGCUAUAAAAUAUUUGAAAAUCGAGGAAUUUGAACCGAACGAAGUUCAAAAUGGUAUUUUGUCUCGCAAUGUUGAAGAAGCUGCCAUUUUAUCAAAAUCUAAAAAGAAAAAGGUAAAACGUUUGGAAAAAGAAAUAGCCAAACUGGAAAAACUGGAUCAAGAAUUCGAGGAAUUGAAAAAAGAAUUACCUCUGGAAAAACUUGUAGAGCCUCUAAUAGAGAAACCAGAAAAGAAAGUGAAGAAAAAGAAGCCUGUUGAAAAGCUUAAAGGCGAAAAGCCACAGUUGAUGAAAAUUAGCAUCAAAGAACAAAAGCCUAUCAAACCGAAAUUUGAGGAAUCAGUUACUCCUUUGUUUGCACAGAUUAAACUGAAAAAAGCACCUGUCAAACCAAAAAAGAAAGAAGACAAAGAUGAAAUCAAGUUCCCUAAGGUUUUAUUACGCAGUCGGAUUACGGAACACGAAUGGCCACCAUCUAUCAAAUAUUGUAUUAUUACUGAACUUGAACCUAAUUAUGUGCAGAAUGGUGAACUAUCUCGCACAAUGGAAGAAGCAUUGAAAUUAAAGAAAAUGAAACACAAGAAGGUAAAAUUUCCAGAAAAAGAAAUAACAGAAUUGGAAAAAGUGGAUCAAGAGUUCGAGAAAUUAAAGAAAAUUCCAUUAGAAAAAGGAGAAGAAAUAGCACCAUACGAACGUAAGCCUAAAUCCAAAGAAUCCGAAGAAGAAAAACCGAAAAAAUUGAAAAUAGGUAAAGGAAAGCCUCGGUCUGCAGAAGAGGAAGAGCCAGAAAUAAUCAAAUUGAAAAAAAUACCGGAAAAAGUUCCAAGUGUUCCAGAAAAGCUUGCUCCUAUUGCAAAAAAGAAAGAUGAAGUAGAUAAGCCUGAAAAAGAGAAAGAAGAGAAAGAAUAUCCUAAAUUAAAACCAUUCGAACCAUACGAAAUAGAAACAACCGAAAUAGAAUUAGAAGAACUAGAAGAAUUAGAAUAUCCAAAGAAACCAGAGAAAGUGCCUAAGAAAAUGCUAACUAAGAAACCGAAGAAAGAACACAAGACACCAGUUCAAGAAACUGAAGCUGUUCCAAUAGUACCCGGUGUUCCAAAACCGAGAGAACCUCAAGAAGAAGAAGAAAUUAAAAGAAGAAUUCCUGAAUCUGAAGCUUCAAAAGAAAAGCCAGAGAAAAUUAAAUUAAAACCUUGGAAGAAACCUGAAGAAGAAAAAGAGCAAGAAAAGAAACCUGAGUAUUAUUUAAAAUUCGUUCCCAAAGACGACGAUAUUGUCGAGACUGUCGAGAUUGUUACAACCGUGAACAUGGAAGAAACACCAGAAAAGAAACAACGUAAGAUCAAAAAGAAGAAAACCACAACGAAACGUGGAGACGAGAAACCGAAAGUUAUCGAAGAGAUAACGAUAGAGGAAGAGGGUGUAGAGCCUAUGGUGACGGUCGAAGAAAUUGUCGAGGAUAAACUCGAAGCCGUAUCGAUCGAAUUGAAACCUGUGCCUAUCGAAGAAAUCAAAGAAGAAAUAGUAACGAGCGAGAUCAUGAGCGAGGACGGAGCAAAGAAAACGGUGCGCAAAAAGCGCGUCACGAAAAAACGCGAAGGUAAAGAACAGAUCACCGAAGAGGUGAUCGUGGAAGAGGAAGGUAAAAAACCAUUAACAGCAACAACAGAACUUCACGAAGACACUACACAAGAAAUACACGAAAAACCAAAACACAAAAGACCAACAAAACCAAAAGCUGACGAGAAAGUGACGGAAGAUAUCACGGAGGAAAUUGUAGAACAGAAAGCUGUCGAGGAAAUCAAGAAACCAAAGAUUAUUAAGAAAAAACCUCUUAAAGCUAAAAAUGAAGUAACAGAGGAAGUCGUAGAAGGAAUAAUAAUAGAGCAACCUGAUGAACAAGAGGCACAACCAAUUAUGGAAGAAUUAGAAACAGUAACAAUCACUGAACACGAUGUACGAAAUAUACCGAAGAAAAAGAAAGAGGUCGUCAUUAAAGAGGAAGAAGAAAUCUUCGAGACGAUCGAGACACCUACUCAAAAAAUUAUUAGAAAAAAGAUUCGUCCUAUGAAAAAAGGAGGAGAAGAAAUCGUGGUGGAAGAAAUAAUUCAGAAACCACGCGAGGAAACAAUAGAAAUGGAGAAACAAAGAAUAAUAGAAGUGAUCGAGACACCUAUAAAGAAAGUAGUGAAGAAAAUAAAAGCGGUAGUAAAAGAUGACGGUGUUCCCGAAGAGAUUGUUGAAGAGAUCGUAAUUGAGAAACCACAGAAAGAAAAAGCGAAAUCUAUUAUUGAAGAAGAAAAGGAAAAGGUCAAAGUAAUGAAGAUUGAUCUGAAACAAGCACCCAAAAAACCGGAAGAAAUAGUUGAAGAAGAAGAAGAAAUAAUUGAAAUUAUUGAAACUCCAAUGCAAAAAAUCAUUAAAAAGAAAUCAAAAGAUAAAAAGAAGAAGAUAGUGGAAGAAGUUAUACAGAAAACAAUAGAAGAUGCAAAGGCAAUGGAGGAACGUAAAAUUGUGGAAAUCAUUGAAACACCGACAAAGAAAAUAAUCAAGAAGAAGAAAGCGAUUUUCACAGAAGGAAAAACCCCUGAAGAGGAAGUUGAAGAAAUCGUGAUUGAAAAACCUGUUAACGAAAAAGUCCAAAAAGAUGUCGUACCUCAAGAAGGCAUAGAAAUCACUGAAAUUAUUGCUGAAACUUCUAUCGAACAGUUACCUGAAAAGAAACUUAAACCAGAAGAGAGCAAAGUCUCAGAAGUGGAAGAAGAAAAAACAGAGAUCACGCAGAUAGAAAUGGAAAAAAUACCAAAGAAGAAAAAACCAAUUGCAACAAUUGAGCCAGAAGACAAAGAAGAGAUCAUAGAAGAAAUAAAGCCUGAAAUGAAAAAAGAAAAAGCUAAACCAACUGAGAAAGAAAGCGUUGAGAUAACUGAAGUGAUUUCUGAAGUAAUAACAGAAAAACUUCCUGAAGAAAUUAUGAAAAAGAAAGCUACUAAAAUUAAGGAAACGGAAGAAAAGAUAAUAAAGAAGGAAAUAAAAAUAAAGGAAGCACCGAAGGAAGCUGUACCUCAAACAGAAGAACAGCUAGAAGAAGAAGUACAAGAAUUAAUUACAGAGAAACUAAAGAAAACUAAAGCAAAGAAAGAAGUCAUGUCUCAAGAUAGUAUCAUAAUUACCGAAGUCAUUUCUACAACUGCAGAAGAAGCGUUAGAAGUAAAAAAACCGGAAGAAGAUAAAGCUGUAAUAAUCAAAGAAAAGGAAGAGAAAGGUAAAGUAGAAGAGAAGAAAGUAAUUGUGAAAAAGGCUAAAAAGAAACUUAUACCAACGGAAGCUGAAGAGGAACAAAUAGAAGAAAUAAUAGAAGAAAUAACACCAGAAGAACUAAAAAUGAAAAAAGCUAAAAAGACUAUUCUUCCUAAGGAAGAGAUACAGAUAACCGAAAUGAUUCCUGAAAUUAAAACAGAAGAGAUAAAAGAGAAACAACCAAAAGAAGAAAAAGCUGUUCCUAAAGAGGAAGAGAAAGUGGAAGAAGAGGCAAAAAUUACUGAAGUUUCCGUAAAGAAAGUACCCAAAGAAGAGGAAAAGAAAGAAAUUAUAACGAACGGUGAGAUUGGAGAAAAGCCAAAAGUAAAAGAAAUUCCUGAAGAAAGACCUGAAUUAAAAGAAGCUCCAAAGACAGAAAAAUUCAAAAAAGAGAAACCAAAAGAAAUAAAACCAGAAGAAAAGGAAGAGAAAUUAAAAAAGAAAAAAAUACCAGAAAAGAAACCUAUUAUUACGGAAGAGGAACAGUUCGACGAAAAAAUAGAAGAAAUAGUAGAAGAAAAACCAAGGAAAGUCGAGCCCAAGAAAGAAAUUAUAUCAAAAGAAACUAUUUCAGAAAUUGUUGCCGAAGAAUUAUCAACGAGAAAACCUGAGGAACAUAAAGUAAUAUCUGUCGAAGAAAAAUCAGAUGAAAAAUUUACGGUUGAAGAAGUCUUAGUAGAAAAAGAUCUAGAAAAGAAAGAGAAAGAAAUAUUAGAAGAAAAAUCGAUCGAGGAAAUUCAUGAGAAACCAAAGGAAAUAAAGAAGAAGAAGAAAAAGAAGAUAGUUAAGAAAGAAAAUAUUGAAGAAUGGGUAGAACCAGAAUAUGAACGACCUGUACUGGAACCUAUGCCUGAAAAGAUACAAUGGGAACCAAAAAAGAAGAAAGUAAAGAAACCUUUACCAGAAUCCUUGCAGAAACUGGUACCUCAGAAAAUCGAAAGAAAAGAGAUCAAACCCAUGAAGUUAAAAUAUUCAGAACCUACAGAAACUGUUCAGUUUGCUGCAAUUAAAUUAAAGAAAGUAGUGAUUCCGAAAAAGAAGGAAAUUGAAGAAUCCAAGUUCCCGAAAAUUAUGUUACGAAGUAGAAUUACAUUUGUCGGAGAUUAUCCACCUGAAAUACAAUAUCCAAAGAUAAGCGAACUGGAAGUAAAUCCAGUUCAAACGGGUAUUCUGUCUAGAAAUACGGAAGAAGCUCUUGAAAUUCUAAAAAGGAAAGUGAAGAAGAUUAAACUUCCCAAGAAAGAAGUCACAGAAUUAGAAAAAUUGGAUCAAGAAUUCGAAGAAUUGAAAAAGGUUCCUUUGGAAAAAAUAGAGGACAAAUUGAUAUAUGAACGUCCGCCAAAGAAACCUGCAGAAAAACCAGAAGAACCACAAAAGUUAGUUGUUGGAAAAGGCAAGGUGCCAGAAGAAAAGAAAGCAGAACCUGAAAUGAUGAAAUUAAAAAAGAUUCCUGAAAAGAAACCGGAAAAAAUUGAAGAACCGUUGAAGAAACCAGUCAAACCAGAGUCUGAAGAGAAAAUUAAGGCAGAAAAGAAGGAGAAACCAAAGAUGAAAUUAGAACAUGAAGAACUGAGACCAUUGGAAUUUGACAAAUCAGAGCUCGAAAAAUAUGUGCCUGAAGAGCAUGAGGAAUCAGAAAAACCACCACCAGAACCAAUGCCAAAACCAUAUGAAAGAGAAAAAAAGAAAAAACCAGAUCAAGAAAUAGAACAAAUUCCAUUAAUAAAAGGAGAACCUAAACUACCAGAACCAGAUAAAGAACCGGAAGUUAAGUUUAGAAUACCUCAGAAAGAAAAACCAGAGGAAGAACCGGAAAAAAUAACGUUGAAAGGCUGGAAGAAAGAUAAACCUGAGGAUGAAGAUAUCAAAGAGUUUCCUGCAAAGGAAGAAGAAGAAGAAGCUCCUACAGCGCCUAAAAAAGAAGCAGAAGAGAUUAUUCUGAAGCGCAAAGUAAAACUAAAGAAACCUAAAGAAAAAGCUACUAAAGAGGAAGAGGUUACAUUCAAAAAACCAGAAGAAAAGAAACCGAAAGAAGUUAUUGAAGAAAUCACGCUGAAGAAAGAACCUGAGAAAUCAAUGGAACAAGUUCCAGAAAUAUUUAUUAAAAAACCAGUUGUAGAGGAAAAAGAAAUAGAAGAAAAGGAAACAAUUACUGAAGUAACAUUGAAAAAACCAGAAGAAAAGAUAUCUGAGGAAAUAAUUGAAGAAAUAAAGAAACCUGAGGCAAAGAAACCUGUGAAGAAAGAAACUAGUGAUGAAAUCACUGUAAAAAAAUCUAUUGUGGAAGAAAAGAAAGAAGAGGAAAUUCCUGAACAAAUAAUACUUAAGAAAAAGAAACCAAAAGAAAAACCAAUUCCAGAGGAAAUAAAAGAAGAGAUUACAUUAAAGAAACUAAAGGAAAAAGUGUCUGAAGAAGAACAGAUAGAAAUCAAGAAACCUAAAGAAAAGAAAUCAGUUGAGAAAGAAGCAACUAGUGAGAUCACCAUUAAAAAGCCUGUAGAAAACGAAGAAGAAGAAAUCCUAGAAGAAGUGACUUUAAAGAAAAAGAAACCAGUUCUAGAAGAAGUAAAGGAAGAGAUUACAUUGAAAAAACCAAUACCAAAAGAAAAAGUGCCGGAAGAAAUAAGCGAACAAAUAGAGAUAAAGAAACCGAAAAAGAAAAAACCUGUAGAAGAAGAGGCAGCUGAUGAAAUUACUAUCAAGAAACCUGAGACUGUAGAAAAAGAAGAAGAAGAGAUUACAGAGGAAGUUACAUUGAAAAAGAAAAAACCUAAAGAGAAACCAGUUUUAGAAGAAGUGAAGGAAGAGGUUACAUUGAAAAAACCAAUUCCAAAAGAAAAAGUGCCGGAAGAAGUAACCGAACAAGUAGAGAUAAAGAAACCGAAAAAGAAAAAACCUGUAGAAGAAGAGGCAGCUGAUGAAAUCACUAUCAAGAAACCUGUGUCUAUAGAAAAAGAAGAAGAAGAGAUUACAGAGGAGGUUACAUUGAAAAAGAAAAAACCUAAAGAGAAACCAGUUUUAGAAGAAGUGAAGGAAGAAGUUACAUUGAAGAAACCAAUUCCAAAAGAAAAAGUGCCAGAAGAAAUAACCGAACAAGUAGAGAUAAAGAAACCGAAAAAGAAAAAACCUGUAGAAGAAGAGGCAGCUGAUGAAAUUACUAUCAAGAAACCUGAGCCUAUAGAAAAAGAAGAAGAAGAGAUUAUAGAGGAGGUUACAUUGAAAAAGAAAAAACCUAAAGAGAAAUCAGUUUUAGAAGAAGUGAAGGAAGAGGUUACAUUGAAAAAACCAGUUCCAAAAGAAAAAGUGCCAGAAGAAAUAACCGAACAAGUAGAAAUAAAGAAACCGAAAAAGAAAAAACCUGUAGAAGAAGAGGCAGCUGAUGAAAUUACUAUCAAGAAACCUGAGCCUAUAGAAAAAGAAGAAGAAGAGAUUAUAGAGGAGGUUACAUUGAAAAAGAAAAAACCUAAAGAGAAAUCAGUUUUAGAAGAAGUGAAGGAAGAGGUUACAUUGAAAAAACCAGUUCCAAAAGAAAAAGUGCCAGAAGAAAUAACCGAACAAGUAGAAAUAAAGAAACCGAAAAAGAAAAAACCUGUAGAAGAAGAGGCAGCUGAUGAAAUUACUAUCAAGAAACCUGAGCCUAUAGAAAAAGAAGAAGAAGAGAUUAUAGAGGAGGUUACAUUGAAAAAGAAAAAACCUAAAGAGAAAUCAGUUUUAGAAGAAGUGAAGGAAGAGGUUACAUUGAAAAAACCAAUUCCAAAAGAAAAAGUGCCGGAAGAAGUAACCGAACAAGUAGAGAUAAAGAAACCGAAAAAGAAAAAACCUGUAGAAGAAGAAGCAGCUGAUGAAAUUACUAUCAAGAAACCUGAGCCUGUAGAAAAAGAAGAAGAAGAGAUUACAGAGGAGGUUACAUUGAAAAAGAAAAAACCUAAAGAGAAACCAGUUUUAGAAGAAGUGAAGGAAGAGGUUACAUUGAAAAAACCAAUUCCAAAAGAAAAAGUGCCGGAAGAAGUAACCGAACAAGUAGAGAUAAAGAAACCGAAAAAGAAAAAACCUGUAGAAGAAGAGGCAGCUGAUGAAAUUACUAUCAAGAAACCUGAGCUUGUAGAAAAAGAAGAAGAAGAGAUUACAGAGGAUAUUACAUUGAAAAAGAAAAAACCUAAAGAGAAACCAGUUUUAGAAGAAGUAACGGAAGAAAUUACACUCAAAAAACCAAAAGAAAAAGAAAAAGUACUUGAAGAAGUAACUGAAAAAAUAGAAGUGAAAAAAUCUAAGAAGAAAAAACCGAUAGUAGAAGAAGCUGCCGAUGAAGUAACGAUCAAAAAAAUCGUUGAAGAAGAAACGAAAGAAGAGGAGGCUCCUGAGGAGGUUGUACUAAGACCAAAAUCGAAGAGGAAAUCAAUCGUAGAAGAAGAAGAAGAAGUCACUGAAGUAACCAUCACAAAACCAAAACCGGUCGAAGAAGAAAAGAAAUCGAAAGAAGUUGAAGUAUUUCUGAAAAAGAAGAAGCCGGUUGUUGAGGAAGAAGUUGCCGAUGUAACCGUCAAAAAGUUGAUUUCAACAGAAGCUGAGGAAGUGCCCGAAGAAUUUACUAUCAAGAAAAAGAAAAAACCAGAAAAGAAACCGACGGUCCCGGAGGAAGUCGAAGAAACUGCCAUAACCAUAAAGAAAGUUCGUGGUCCCGAGGAAAGAAAAGAAGAAGGGGAAGUAUCAACUGAAAUACAAAUAAAGAAGAAGAAACCUGAACGCAAAGUCAAAGAAGAAGCGACUGAAGAGUUAACUAUUAAAAAAUUCGAAGAAUUGAAAGAACCUGAAGAAAAGGAAGAGGUGCAAGAAUUCACCGUGAAACGAAAACCUCCGAAGCAGCCCCCUAAACCGAUCGAAGAGAUCUACGAAGAUGUUACUCUUCGAAAAUUACGUCCAAAGAGGAAACCAAGGCCAGAUAUCAAUGAAGUAACCGAGGUGGAAAACGUAACGUUCCGACCACGGUCCACAAAGACCAAAGAAGACGUAGAACAAGAAUUCAAGAUCUCAUUGAACACCUACGAAGAAGAAGAUAUUUCGAUGUCCGGUAAAGUUCGACUAAAGCCCAAGAAACGGCCAAUGACAUAUUCUGAAGAGGCUGGAGAAGAAACGAUCAAAAUAAUACAGGAAAUCGAGGAUGAUUCGGGACCUAUCAUAGAAGAGAUCAUAGAAUCGGAUGAAGAGGCCAAGGAUCAAUAUAGUAUUGAGGAAUUGGAAACUGAUGAAAUGAGGCUUCCAUUCAGAAAGAGGAAGAAGAAGGAACCUAAACCAUAUAAAGUGGAAGAUGUCGAGGAGGGUGAUGUGAAACUGAAAUUGAAACAUGAAAGAAAAUAUUCCAUAGAGGAAAUUGACGAAACAUUGGCAUUGAAAUUGAAGGCCAAAAGACGCGUGUCCACUUAUGAAGAAGAAGAGGCGUCACUUAGUAUCACCAGAGAAGAAGAUAUUUCAGAGGGAGAAGAAAUCGAAUAUGUUGUCCGCGAUGGCGACACAAUGUUCUCGAUUUGCUCGUAUGUGGCAGAAACCGACGAAGCUAUUAACCUCGUUGAAGGAGAAAGAGUUUACAUUAUCGAUCACACGAAUCAGGAUUGGUGGUUCGUGAAAAAACAUUUGACAGAAGAAAAAGGUUGGGUUCCAGCGCAAUAUCUUCUCAACGAAGUCCAUUAUACUCAUUAUCUGCAACGCAAAUUACAUGAAAAAAUUGACAAAUUACCUGUAUUUGAAAAACCUGGUCCUGGAGAGAAAACAUCAGCACCGAGAUUUAUCGAAAAAUUGCAGCCAAUUCAUACACCAGAUGGUUACACGGUUCAAUUUGAAUGUCAAGUGGAAGGUUUACCAAGGCCUCAAAUCACAUGGUUCCGACAAACUGCCAUCAUUAAACCGUCCCCUGACUUCCAAAUGUACUACGAUGAUGAUAAUGUAGCAACUCUGAUAAUCAGGGAAGUAUUCCCUGAAGAUGCUGGCACUUUCACCUGUGUCGCCAAAAACGCUGCUGGUUUUGCUUCCAGUACUACGGAAUUGAUCGUGGAAGCGCCUCUUUCUGAUCAUGGAUCAGAUCUGACUGGUCCAUCCAGAAAAAGUCUGUCAAGAGAAUCAUCGCUUGCCGAUAUCUUGGAAGGAAUACCACCGACAUUCUCUCGAAAACCAAAAGCGAAAUAUGUCAACGAAGGUGAAGAUGUGAUUCUGGAAUGUCGAUUGGUAGCAGUACCGGAACCUGAAAUAACGUGGUACUACAAGGAUAUGCAGAUCACAACCAAAGAGAACAUCGUAGUUGCUACUGAAAGUGAUAUGCAUAUGUACUGCAGCGUGAUUAAAAUUACCAAAGUACAAAAGAAACAGGAAGGAAAGUACACCAUCAUCGCUAAGAACAGAGAAGGUGAAGCUACCAUUGAGAUUCCUAUGAAGGUGAAGACUGGUAAACACGAACCACCAGAGAUUUUAGAGCCAUUGCAAUCAUAUGUGAUACGAGAGGGUGAAACCGUGGUGUUAUCGACACAAAUCGUAGGAAAUCCAGCUCCUAAAGUGACUUGGUACAAGAAUGGUAAACCAUUGAAGGAUCUGAUCCCGAAACAAGAUGGCCACGUGAACACAUUAACAUUGAUUCAACCUCAAGUAUCUGACAGUGGAGAUUAUUCUGUCACAGCUAUUAACGAUCUCGGCAAGGUUGAAACGAAAGCUACAUUGACAGUUGAAAAGAUACCAAGCGGAGCACCAGAACCGCCACUUUUCACGGAACGAUUCCAAGAACUUACUGUUCCGCAAAAAGGUACCUUCAAAUUGGUCGCGAAAGUUACUGGAAAUCCUGUACCGGAAGUCACGUGGUUAAGAAAUAAUAAACCCUUAGAAAAAUCGCCGAAUAUCAUUGAAACUUAUGAUGGUGAGAACAUCGUGUUGGAGAUCAGGAACGCGGAUUCAGAGGUGGAUGCAGGAGAUUAUAAAUGCAUUGCUAGUAAUCCAGUUGGAAAAGCCUCUCAUGGUGCCAAAGUUACGGUGGAUGUAGAAAAGGUAACGUUCACGAAAACUCUGGAGAAGGAAAUGAUUGUCGACGAGUACAAGACUUUGGAAUUAAUUUGCGAAACAUCGCACACGGUAUCGACGAAAUGGUGGCACAACGAUAAGGAGAUCAGUGGAAUGGAUCAUCGUGAAAUUGUUCAAGAAGGACGAGUGCACAAAUUGGUGAUCAAAAGAACUAGUCCUACUGAUGAAGGAACUUACAAGUGCACUGUAAAGAAUCAAUCAACAUCUAGCAAAGUUACUGUAAAAGCUACCAAACCAGAAUUCGUGAAGAAGUUACAAGACUGCGAAGUAAAGGAGCGUGACGUCACCAUUUUGGAAGUUGAGAUCACGUCACAGACAGCAGAUGUGAAAUGGUUCAAAGAUGGCGAGUCCUUGGGACCAAGUAAAGAAAAAUUAGAAUUCGUGAAAGAUGGCACUAUUAGAAAAUUACUAAUUAGAAACACGUCCGUCCAUGAUGAAGGAGAAUACACGUGCACCCUUAUGGAUGAGAAAUGUACAGCGGAAGUCACUGUUAUUGAAUUACCACCAGAAAUCAUCACAAAGAUGCAAGACGUGACGAUAGCAAGAGGCGAGAGAGCGACUUUCGAAAUAGAAUUGACGAAAGGAGAUGCUUUGGUUCGAUGGUUCAAAGAUGGCCAAGAAUUACAAUUUUCCGAACACGUACAACUGUCGAUAGAUGGCAAGAGGCAGAGAUUGAAAAUAUAUGAUACAGAACCAGAAGACGCAGGUGUUUAUUCCUGCGAAGUCGGUCAACAAAAAUCAUCUGCCAAAUUGAUCGUGGAAGAACCAGGCGUGGACUUCAUCACUAGAUUACCAGAUGUCACACUUGUACCGUUGAAUGCAGAUGCCGUUUUCCUCAUUGAAAUAUCGCGGGACGUUCCAGUUACAUGGAUGAGAAAAUCAGAAGUAAUUAAGGAAUCAUCGAAAUAUAGCAUCGUCGAUGAAGGCACAAUAAAGAAACUGAUAGUGAAGAAAUGUACCACUAAAGAUAUUUCAGAAUACACAGCUGCUGUAACAAAUGUGAAAACAUCAUCGAAAUUAAGAGUCGAAGUCAUUGAAGUGGCACCAAAGAUUAAUCCAGACACACCCAAGAAAUACAAGGUAAGAAAAGGUGAAGACGUCGAAAUAGUGGUGAAAUUCAGCUCAACACCGAAACCAAAUGACGAAUGGACAGUAAAUGGCCAUGUGGUUACGAAAUCGAAACGUGUUGUGCCUUCGAUCGAUGAAGAAUCCGCGAUCUUAACUAUCAGAAAGAUCCAAGAAGAAGAUGUUGGUGAUUAUACUCUGAAACUGGUGAACAAUGUUGGAGAGGCUAGCAUAGAAAUCAACGUCGUCAUCGUUCAGGUACCAAGUGCACCAGGUGCACCAGAACCAUUGGAAAUAACUGAGAACAGUGUCACGCUUCACUGGAAGAAACCAGACUCAAAUGGAAACUCACCUAUUGUCGAGUACAUUCUGGAGCACCAAGAAAAGACUGAAACUACGUGGACCAAAAUUGCAGAAACGAUAAAAGAAACAACUCACAAAGUAACAAAAUUAACUACGAACAAAGAAUAUACCUUCCGUGUAACAGCUGCAAACGAAGCUGGACCAGGCGAAACAUCACCAACUUCUCCAUACAUAAAAAUAACAAAACCAUCGGCUGCAGAACCACCAAUUAUCUUAGAACCUCUGAAGAGUGUUGUCGUUGGCCUUGGGGAAACCGUCAGUUUAACUUGCGUCAUUGGUGGAACACCGGCUCCUGAGAUUACUUGGUUAAGAAAUGGAGAAAUUUUCGAAGAUAUCAAUAUCACAUACGAAAACCGUGUGUCCAAGUACACCAUCACGAGGACAACGGAAACUUCAUCGGCAAGCUUCACUGUGAAAGCGAAGAACGACAUAGGAACAGCGGAGACAACGUGUGAAUUGAAGGUGCAAGAGCCGCCUAAGAUCAUUUACGACGAAACAUUGGCAAGCCAAAAUCUUCCCGUGAACGGUCAAUGGAAGAUCGAGAUUCAGAUGAGCGGAUUUCCAAAACCAGAAAUAACGUGGUUGAAGAACAACAAGAAGAUAGUCGACAAACGUGUGUCUAUUGAAACAGUAGAAAAUACAUCUACCAUCUUUAUUUCUUCGCUUAGCAGGGAAGAUAGCGCCACUUACACGGUGAAGGCUGUGAAUGAAGCUGGCAGCUCUUCAGUUGAAUUACAUCUUAGAGUAAUAGAUAAGCCUAGCAAGCCUCAAGGACCAGUGGUCUUCAAAAAAAUCAGGCAAGAUCGUGUCACUAUUGAAUGGCGGCCACCGGAAGACGAUGGUGGAAUCGAACUCGAGAAGUACACGAUCGAAAAGUACGAACCUGGCAAGACUUGGACGAAAGUGGUCGAUAUCGAUAAAGAAGUAGAAAGUUUCUGCGUGCAUAAAUUGCAACAGAAUGCCGAGUAUAAGUUCAGAAUCAUCGCCAGGAACGCUGUUGGAGCCUCUGAACCACUGGAAUCGGAAACGGUCAAGAUGAGGACUUCCUUCGAACCACCUGGACCACCAAGAGGACCUCUGGAAGUAUCAGGAAUGACGAAAACAUCGUUCACGAUAAAAUGGCAGGCUCCAGAAAACGAUGGUGGAACACCAAUAACAGAAUACAUCAUCGAGAUUAAAGAAGAAUCGAAGAAAGCUUGGCAAAAAAUUGGCAGCACAAAGCACGAAACGACACAAUUCGGCGUAUCGAAUCUAAAGACAGAUGUGCCAUACAACUUUAGGAUAACAGCUAAAAACAGCGUUGGCACUGGACCUCCUUAUGUAGCUGAAGAACCAAUUGCACCAGGCAGACGAAUCAAAAUAACAAAAAUGACCGAAAGCACUAUGUACGCUCUGCUUGGUAUAUUUCCGCCGACGAAAAUAAUUAUCAGCAAAACACCACCAUCGAGUCCGCAACAUGUGCAAGUAAUAAAUGUUACCAGCAAGAGCGUGACACUCAGUUGGUCUCCACCAGCCAGCAAUGGAGGAACAGAACUCACAGGAUACAUAAUCGAAAAGAGGCCAUUGAUUGGAAAAGGAGCAAGAUGGACGAAAGUUGUCACCUUGGACGCUACCACACUUCAAUAUUGUAUAGAGAAUUUGAAAGAGAGCGAAUUUAUCUUCAGAAUCUUCGCUGAGAACAACAUGGGACUCAGUUUACCUACAAACUCAGAACCAGUUACCUUGAUGACACAUGCCAAUGUUCCAUCACCACCAACUGCACCAUUAGAAAUCAGGCAGAUUGCAGCAAACACGGUCGUUAUUUCGUGGGGCAGGCCGGAAUCAGAUGGCGGUGCGCCAUUGGAAAGUUACAAAAUUGCUAUUAGAGAUGCAAAGAAGACCAUGUGGAUGGAAGUAGGCAGAGUGAAUGCAGAUACACAGAAAUUGAAUAUCAGGGAUCUUCAGGAGAAUCACAUGUAUCUAAUCAGGAUUUUUGCCAAAAACGAAGUCGGUCUCAGUGAUCCUCUAGAGUCUGAUGAACCUGUCAAAAUCAUACCAGCUUCCGAAUUAGCCGUAGUGGAGCCAAUCGCAGAAAUGACAGAAAAGGGUGAAACCGCAUCAGUCAGUUUCAGCACAGAGAACACGAGUUCUUGGCUACGCGAACACAACAUGGAUGCCGACAUCCAUUCGUACGCGAGAGCAAGACUUCUUAGACAAGACGAGUACUUCUUCCGCAUUUGGCAUUAUGCUAAGAAACUUUUCGAAUAAGCAUUUCUACGAUUUAACGGCGUGAAAAACGAAAAACGAAAUUCACAUUCUUUCUUCGUCUUAUCGAGGACCAUAUAAUUUAACGCGUUAGCGAGAUAAAGAAAACGAAACAAUAAUGGACAGAUUUUUUUUUAUUAAUUUAACGCGUUUUUCGAGAUAUUUCGUUCUUCUCUUCUAUUUUUUUUUCAACGAAAUUUGAGAGAAUCGUAUUUCUAUAAAAAUUAUUUUCUUCUUUCACUUUCUUUUUAUUGUAGAUAUUUUCGACGUUUGAUCUCUCACGUGAACACCGCAUAUACGUAUAAUAUACAAAAGAUUAAUGACACUGUUACAUCGUUCCUCUUUUAGAAUCACACGUAUAGAGACUAGAUUUAUUUUAAGGAUCGAUAUUGGAUGGGUGUAGAAUCUAGUCAGCGUAGAAUAAUGAUAUUAUUAUUAUUAUUAUUUUCUUUCUCAUCUUUUAACGGACCAAGACUUCCUCACGCAUACUUGAAAUCAAACACAAACGGAAGAGUUACAUUUCUUCCGAUUCACGAAAUAAUCGCCACGAUUUAAUAACUGUGUGAACUGAAAAUUCGUAAGUCAAAAAAAAAAAAAAAA